AUGAGCAAGACUUUGCGCCCGGGUAAAGGGCGUCCGAACAGGCUGGCAGCUUUCGCCUGAGCAGCUCCGCGCCGGAAGAGAGCCGCUCACCCCCCUCCCCCGAUCUCCAGGCUUUGGCCUUGAGCUGCACCUUUCUCUCCGGGGUUGGCGAGGGGAUUUCCCCGCGGCCCAGACUCGGGCUCCUGGCUGUUCGGCCUUCUCAGAAGCCGCCUGUCGCAGCUCCUUUCUUGGAGCGAGCGGGGUCAGCAACUGCGGGUGACGAGAAAAGAAAACCCUUGUAAACCCCAGCUUGGCGUGCGAUUAGUCAUCCCCAGAGUUCCCCUAAAUCAAAGAAAAUUUGGCAAUCCCCCAAAGCCGGAACCGUUAGGAGGGGCUACGCCUCCUCUUUCCCCAUCACCACCAGCACCCCCUCCUCCUAGGAAGGGCACGGUAGGGGCUGGGGAGCUGGGGGGGGCAGUGUGCGUUUCUGCCGCCGCCGCCGCCGCGUGUGUCAAAGCUCCUGCCGUCUUUCAAACGUUCGCGAAAGGUUUUCAUCUUGGCAGCCAGAUUAGCAACUAACGAAGUUCGGCGGCUGCAGCCCACACGACUUUAGUUGCCUGCGUUUAUCCUUCAAUAAAAGCCGAUUCCUUUAUUAGAAACAGGAGGCGCGUCUCCUACCGCCCCUCUCAAACCCCAACUGGCGAGGCGCAGCCCGACACCUCUCUACGCGCCCUCCUCGCCCCAUCGAUUCCCCUCUGGCAAAGCCACCGCCAAGCCCUCCCGACGCCGGUGGCUGCCCCUGCUUCCACACCGGGGCCGGCCAGCAAGGCACACGGAGCCCCUGCCAGCCUCUCCUCCCUGGUGCAGGGAGUUAGUAACCCACAGCACACCCUCGAUCGCGGGGGAGGGGGGGCAGCCAACGUCUCCCUUGAAAUCUCCCCUCGGGGGAGGCAGCCAGCCCGAAGCUGCAAACUAUUAAUCUCUUUCUCACCAGGGGCAGCCAAACUACCAGUAGCAAAUCCCCCGCUUCCCUGGGGCAAAGGUUUGAAAUCCGUCGCUCCCCCCCCCCGCAAAAAAAAACCCCACACUCAAAUCCUCUUCCCUUCCCCCAUUCUCUCCCCAUAGGUAUAACCAAUCUAUUCAUUUCUAAGACCAUACAAACACACACCGCUCCCUAGCAAGGCAUCCAACACCUCCAUCAUCCUAACCAGCCCCCCCCUCCGGAGCACCUUCGUUCUUCCUUCGAGAAAAGUCGCUUCCUUUAUUAGAAACAGAAGGCACGCCUUACCCCCUCCAAUUAAAAAAAACACCAAAAAAAACCAAACCUCGGGCGCAACCGCCCCCGCUUUCCCACCCCUAAUAGCAGGGGGCCCUCCCCUUCUCAGGCGAAGCUAACACGCCCUUCCCUCUCCCUCAAAUCCCUCAUUACCAGGCGCAGCCAACCUCCCUCCCCUCCCGAAGCGCAGCCAACCACCCAUCAAAUCCCCCUUCGCCAGGCGCUGCUCCCGCUCCCUCCCUCCCCUCCCCCCGCAUCAGCAGGUCUGAGAGGCAGCAGCGACGUAUUUGCUUGUGCUCGUUCGCCAGCGGGGCCAGAUUGAGCGAGCGAGGCUGCGAGGUUUUCCCGGGCGCCGCCGGGAGAGCUACGCUUGCUCUGGAUGCCAACGGGCACCCUGCCUAUCCCUCGCGCUCUGCAGCGCGCUGGAGGCCCUGGGGAGCUUGUCGGUGCCAAAGCGAGGGCAGAGCCCGAGCCGCGGCUACACGGCCGCUGUUGUGCGAAACGCCAUUCGGCAAGCUCUGCUCGCAAAGCAGGCAGGUGAUUCUGCCGAGCACAAUGAAAGAGACCCUUUUCCCGGUUUAAACGGCGCUGAGCUGAAGCGGCUGGCUGGCGGGUGGCGGGGAAGAGAGCGAAGCGAAAGCGCUGGGAGGCCAGCUACGGUGGCGAUACCCUCCGCCAAGCGGUUUGGCCACGUCCCGGGGCGGCGGGACAAGCGAACUGGUGUUUUCCUGCGGGGAACGCGGCGUCUCUCGCCGAGUCCUCCUUGGCGCAGGCCCCAGAGCUCGCGGUACAGCGAAGCCUGCCCUGAGGGCGGGAAGAGGCGCGAGGAACAAAGCCCGGCGGCAGCCACCUCAGCCGCCCCAGGGCUGGCUGGCGGGGGAGGGCUAGGGAGGAGCGCUUGGGAAACGCCACCCGGGCGGGCGCGGGCCUGGCAGGGCUUCCGAGGCCUUCGCCGCGGGGAGCGAGGAGACCCCUUGCUGACGGCCAGGCUAAGCGGGGGGGGGGGGGGGCCGAAGACAGGCCUCUCCAAAGCGGGAAGUUGCCGCUUGGCUGCCCUCCCUGGCGCGUCGCCUCGCUCCUCUCCUGAGGCCAGGGGCCUCCGCCGCCCACGGUGAGAACCGAAAGGGGGCCAGCCGGCAGUCUCGGCAGCGCGGGGGUGGGAGAGGGGAAACCCAGCCACGGCGUCUGGAGACAGCGCUGCCUCUAGGCCCGGCGCGGGCCUCCCGCUCUUCUCGCCGCAGCGCUCGCUCGCCCACCCGACGAGGGCGAAGAGAGCUGCUCUGAAGAAGCGGGCUCGCUGCGCAGCUCCGCACCAGCCACGGCUGGGAGCGGGAGGCUGGCGCGGGAGGCUGGCGGAGCGGCGGUGGCGGCUGCCGCCUGCUCUAUGCCUUGCGCGGCCCGGAGCUUCCACCUCUCGGCCUGCCUAAGGGCGCGCUUUGCAGAGCGAGCGAGGCAGACACCGCCGCCGCGUGAGGCAGUCAGUCUCUGGUCCUGCUGCGUGACACGAAAAGAUGGCGCUGCCUCGUCUUCCCUCCCCCUCCAGCAGCCUCCUUCCCUCUCGGCUGCCACUUCCUUCCCAGCCGCCUCGCCGGGCCGUUUUAAAAGGCUUUCCCUCAUUUUUUUUUAUUUUUGCAGCCGGACACUAGUGGGUCUCUCUUCUGCCUUUUCUCCCUGGCUCAGUGUCCUUGUUCCCCGCUCCAUUUGGCUUGUUAACUUUCCUUCUCUUCCCCCUCCCCCAGCCCGCUUUUAAUGUCAAGCAGCUUGCCGCGUGGGGGAGGGGAGCAGGGGGAGCCGGUGGACAAAGCCCGAGAAGCGAGAAAGGAAAAGUUCCGCCGCGGCCUCCCUCCCUCCCUCCGUCUCCGCUCUCCACCCUCCUCCGUUUCCUCUCCCCCUCCGCACCCCCCCCCCAGCCACCAGGGCGGGGAGGCCAAAGAGCUCGGAGCGGGUGGGGUAGGGGCUGCUCGAGACUCCCCGGGAGCAGGAAGGAAACCUCGCCAGAGAGUUUUGGCUGAGUUUCAGAGACACACACAAACAGAGAGAGAGAGACCCGAGCAGGAAUCAAAGCCUUGCGGAUUUGGGCUUCAAGCUGCUGCGAGCGCAUGGAAUAAUGCGUCAGAUUGGAUCUGGGAACAGGCCGUCGAUAAAGUGCCCUCUCCAUCAGGUCCACCCCUACCGCUUCCCAUUAACUGGGGACGGGGGAGGCAAAAGCCACCACACACUCUUCCGGUCAUGGCAGUAUUUUAGCUUCUCAUCGAAGCCUCCCCCCGCCCCUGCGGAUCUUGGUGUGGGCUUCAAUCCAGGGGUUCUUCCCUGCUUAGCGGAGUUGUGGACUAGAGGCUGCCGUGGGCCCAAGUGGCUCUGGUUCUCCCUGCCUGCCAGCUUUUAUGCGUCUGUGCCUCCCACCCCCCACCCCUCUCUCCAUCGUGCUCCUCUCUCCCCCUCUUCCCCCUUUCGGUUGUUUGAUGUUGUUGUUCACUUCCUCCCCACCCAUCACCUUUGCUGAUGGAUGGAAGGGGGUUGGGCUGCUGGAAGGGAAAAGAAAAGAGUUGAUGCGCCAACUCAGAUGUCACAGCCGUCGGAGAAGUUUAACUGCCUGGAAAUUCGGUCACAAAAGGGAGAACGAACGAGCAGCCCUUUGAAUCGGUUCCAAACUACCUCCCCCCUCGCCCUGCUGCUCAAACCCCAGAAAUCCCCCGCCCCCCGUGUACACGCAACGCAGUCAGAUUUGCCCUAAAGUGCUAAGAAAAAUUUUUGUUUUGUUUUUGUGAAGACUGCAAAUGAAAUUCAGCGUGGCGGUCGCCUAUUUUAAGGGCCUGAUAAUUGCAGGUCGUGGUACUGGGAUGCUGCUUAGAGAGGCGAAAAGGCCUCGCGUGCUCUCUUUACCAGCCCCAAAUAUGCGGACAAGUCAGCGGUGAGAUCCGACUCGCUCCCCACCCCACUCCCUCCAAAUUGUCGCAUAAACAUAAUACAUGAGAUUGUAAAUCUGCUGGUUUACAGAGGGAGUGUGUGUGUAAAUUAAACGUUGCCAGAGCUUUGCCUUGUCUGCCAGCGCUUCGUAGCGGUCUGUUUUAAAGAAGAGCAAAUAUUUUCCUUUUGGGAUAGAAAAUGCAAAAUUAGGAAAAGACUGCCACCCAGAACCACAUCCCAGUUAAUUAGAAAUCGAUAAAUCGUAGCAAGAAUGUCUAUAGUAACUGGGGGGUGGGGCGCGCGGUUUGCAUACACUGAUUUCAGUGAGAUUUACGUACUUCUAGGGAGUGUGUUUUGGAUCCAAGCCGGUGGUGCAGUUUUGUUCCAGGCAAGUGCCCAUCGUCUCUAAAGGCAAACUGAUUUCUUAAUUGUUUUUGCUGCUUGGUCUGAUUGCCAGUUAAAUGGAGUAUCCAUCGUUGUGAAUGUGCGUACAAAAGUGGAAGGGGCCAGAUUUGGUUGUUUGCGACUGACAAGGUCAGGAAAAUUCUGACCUCUGAUCAGAUGCGCUCGAGAGGCGCAUGAGUGACGUCCGCCAGCAUGUUAACAUUUAGCAGUGAGUGGAGCAAGUCUUCCAUUUGUGCUGAAGAAAUGGGGCAGGAGGCUUUCAGGAGCUCUAUGCUUCUUCAUUUCGAGACGAUUGAUUUUUGCUGCCAAGGCACCCGGGUCGCAAGCGCAGUUGCUCUUUCACCUCCAGACACACGUAAUGAGAACCGUGUUAGUCGAAUCCCGCCACCCGCUCAGAAUGCAAAUGUAAUUUUAGCCUGAUUUCCAAACAGAAAUUAUCUCGAGAAGCCUCAGGGGCUGCGGUCCUCAAGUACGUUGUUUGGCAAGAAGAAAGGCGGACCAGGAAAUAUCGUAUUUCCUAUUGUUAUUUUGAAGUAGUUAUCUGAUUCCUAGCAGUUUGCAAAGGGGGUUCUGUGCAUUAAACUAUUGGGAUGACGCGGGAAUUCCGUCUUGUCUCGAGAGAAAUAACGUUUGUCCUUCAUAUUCUCAUUUGUUUUUUGUUUUCUCUUUAUGUUUGCUUGAUCGUGGUCAAAUUUGAGGAGCGAAUUCAGCUUUGCAUGGUGAUUUGAUGGUGAGAAUGCGGAGAAGCGUCUUUCUUCUACCUGUUAUCUCGCUCGGGAUUGAAUAUUAACAGACAUCAGCCUCCUGCGGUCGGUCCCGAGGCCUUGCCUUCUAGACCUUUGUCUGCUUUUCUAAAGGCAAGCAGGCACCAGGCACUUUCCUCUUUAAAUGCACUGGGGCUAAUCGGAUUACAGUGGGGCCGAUGGGGAGGAGGAGGAGGAGCGGGAGAGCCAAUUUUGACUAUUUAGAAAGCGGGUGCAGGGGUCCCCAAGGCCACAGCACCUACCUACGCGGGCCCGUGGUUUGGCCGAAGGUGUUGAUUUCUUUCUCCAGCGGCGUUUGGUUUGACUUCCUAACCCAGGAGGGUUAAAGGACUUCCACCACGUGCUAAUUAAAUCGCAAGUUCUUGCUGGCACCCUUGCAGCCGAAACACAUUCACUGGGAAGCCCGAUCCACCACUCUGCUAGAUGAAAGUCCUGAAACCUAAGACGCCAGAAGCCUCGGGUGGCAAACCCUUUUGUGUGGAAGUAACUCUUAUUCAUUUCAGUGGAAUGUAAGGAUUAGGGGAAAAUACUUUUUUUUUUAUUGAAAUGGAUGACACUUCCAAAUAAAUGCGGCAUAGGCUCUUCCUGCACUCCAGCAGCGAUCUGUCGAAGUUCUCGGACUUAAAUGGCUUGUGGAUCGUUGGGAGGCAGUAACAGAUGAGCAAUGUCAAAUAAAUACCAAGUGGAGCUAUAAAGUAGAAGUUUGGAAGCGCCUUCCCAGGGCCAAUUAAUCUUACUGAUGGGGGCGGGGGGGGUAGAGAGCACGUACCCGAGAUCCCUUCAGGACUGAAUUUGAAGCAGUGCUUAAAAACGCCAGCACGUGUUUUCAAUAUUUGGGCUCAGAUCUGGUGCGUAUGAGCUGGAGACAGAUGUUUUCUUCCUUUUAGUCUUCCAAGGUCUGGAAGCAGGGCGAUAGAAUCUUCUUUCUUCGCGGGUGCGCACUCGUUUCUCUCCCACCCCAUCUGAGCGUUGUGUCAGUGCAGACAGGUUUUUCAGGUUUUAGCUGUGCUUUGUCAAAAAACCUGCAAAGCCUGUUUGACCGGUGGCGAUGGUGCGUUCGCCACGGAAGGGUGGGGGUGGGCUCUUUGGUGCUCCCUUGGGCUCUUUUAAAUAAAACCAUAGCCUCGCUCCAGGCUAAUGGAGAAAGCUGCUUUUAUUCCGUCCUCCUUUAACCACAAAUCUUCUCCCUACUCCCUAUGCAAAGCACACCCGGGACUGGACACAAAGGCUUCUAGAUCAGAGGGUGCGGCUCUCAAGAAGGACGGAACCCCAACACCUUACUUCGUGGUAAACAAGAAGAGCCGUUCUAGUGGACUAGUUAUCCCCACGAUUAGGACGUCAAACGGAGGCUUCCCUGCUCAUUUUUUCCCUUCGACAUAUGUUUAGCAGCGGUGUGUGACUCCAAACGGCCUGUGCAAUUUGAGGAAGGGAGGGGAGGAGUGGUGGAAGAAGCAAGUAUUCUGAAUUAAUUAAUCCGGGGCGAAAAGGGCGUGAUCCCCUCUGCGCCCUCGCCGAGUCGGCAUGGUUGCCAAGUGCAGGGGAGCCCCCAGCUCCCAAGCUUCUGGGCAGACUGGUGAAAAUAAGAGCCCCCGGGCCAGCUCUGCCUAGUAAACAGCUAGCGCGUUUGUGCAGGCGCGCCGAGUAAACAGUGCCUGGCAAACAGACCACCGGCUUGGCUGGGGCUGAAGCAGAAACCUUCCACUUCUCAGCACUUAGCAACCGAGCCAAGCGUUGCUCGCCCGCUCUUUCCCGGAGCCAGGCAGGCAGGCUCGAUUUGAUUUACUUUCUGGUUACGACGCAGAGAUUUCGCCUGGCAGUUCAAGGGCAGGACAGGAAUCGUGGAAGCGGAGUCUUGUGAACGGAAAUCUCUCAUUUACAAGGUUCUGCUCCGCCACCGAAAGCCACCCUCGAGCACAUUUGUUCCGCACGCAGCUCUCUUUUAUCUUCUCCACUCGCUCCUUCUUCCCACGUCUCGCACGGAGGCGGGAGGGAGGGAGCCGGUGGGGAACCGCAGCGCAAAUGCUACAGGAGCGAGCGAGAGAGCUCUGCUUGGCCUCUCGUUUAGGCCCAGGGCAGGCGGAAUGUAAAUAGGAAAGCGAGCUCCUGCUCCACGCGUAGACUAGAUUCUCCAAGGCCAGACAAACACAGCAGAGGCACGUGAUCAGGCUGCCCUACGAGCCUGUAAAGGCAGCAGAAGAUGAGAGCCAAGGAUCUCCCCGCCACUUGGUAGGCUUAGAGGAAGGUGAGGAGUGAGCAGGAGGACGUGCGUCUGACCAAGAGAGCCUGGCUGGCCUUGUGCAGACCCGAGAACUUGGCGCGCUAAAUGAACACUUUUCGAGCCCCCCAGUCUGGCUGUUGGGUUGAUGGGAAUAGAAAAUGGAGGCUUGGCAUUAUUGUGGUUUUCACUCAAAGGACUGCAGAGUCGUGUCAAAAACUUGUAAUGAGGCCCUGCACUCAAACAGAAGGAUAAGGUAUUGAUCUCAAAAACAGGAGCGGGAAGGCUGAGAUAAACGAAACAUGUUUUCAGUCCUCUCCUUAGGCAGGAGCCUUGGAUGUCAUGCCCGUGGAAAGCCAGUGGGCCUUCACUGCCAGUGUUUAUCACUAAACCCAAAUGGAUAUCACAGAAAAAGAAAACUGGAGAAUAAACACUCUAUCAGAGAUUAGGAUAUGAGGGUAUAUUUUGCCUUGGCUUCCAUAUUUGGAGUUCUGAGAUCCUCCAAUCCUGCCCCCCUCUAAAAGGAAAUUUCAAAAAGCCCUCUAGCAGGGUUGUACCUGGUGCUUAUUAGGUGGUGACUGCAGGUUUUUUUAGUGUUCCCGGAGUAUGAAACUGCUAGGUAGUGGUAGUUACUCAAUACAGUGGUACCUCGGGUUACAUACGCUUCAGGUUACAGACUACGCUAACCCAGAAAUAGUACCUCCGGUUAAGAACUUUGCUUCAGGAUGAGAACAGAAAUCGGGCCCCGGCGGCGUGGCGGCGGCAGCGGGAGGCCCCAUUAGCUAAAGUGGUGCUUCAGGUUAAGAACAGUUUCAGGUUAAGAACGGACCUCCGGAACGAAUUAAGUACUCAACCCGAGGUACCAUUGUAAUGGCUAUGGCUUUUCCUUUAAAAAGCGAGUGGGUUGAGUUUCGAAACCCUGACUGAUUACUUGCCCCUUUUGAAUGGCCCCCAGUAAUUCAUUUUCAUUCAUAGGCUCCCAUUGUCUUUUUCUCUGUCACAUGCUUUGUGUGAGGAAACCUAUCAUUUCAAAGAGCAAGUUGGGAAUAAAACUCACAAACUCAGUGUACAUUAAUUUCUUUGCAUAUUUUUUAUUUUUAGCCUACAAAUGUGCUCAGGGCCAUGUUAGUAAUUUUGGGUCUUGCUCAAAAAAAACAUUUCCAUUGGGAAUCCUGCCACAUAGUUAUGAAUACUUUGUACCAUAGAGGAAAAGCAGGUUGUGUGAAAUCACCUUCUAAUUUUCCUACUCUACAUAACACUCAAUAAGCUAACAGUUUAUCCUCAAGUCUUGAAAAGUUUAUUCUACCAUCAUUAAAAUAAUGUGCCUAGACAGGGCAUUAUUUCCCCCUUUUCUUUUUCUUUUUAAAAUGAGACUGUGUUUAGAGACUGGCCACAUAGUUGGUUUCUUUAAUUUAAAGGAACACACACUGCCUAGUGAAGAUCUAUAAUACAGAUUCAUACAAAUAUGUGAAUAUGCCACAUAUCCCAGUUAUAGGAAGUUUUAAAUUAUUUGCAAUAUCUUGGGAGGAAGCUGUGCAAGUCAUAGGUGUGCUAAACAUGGUGUAUGCACAUGUCACAUAAUAAGAGCACUGUGCAAUCUACAAUAGUACCUAAUGGACUAUACAGAGGGAGAAAAGGAACCAAUUUUGCCUGUCCACUAGCACCUCUGGCAUGUUCUCUGUCUAGGCUAGCCAUAUGACUUAUCAAAAUGGUCUUUACUUAGCUUUUGGCUAAAUCCUGCAUGGCACCUUUCCAUAUGCAACCUUUUGAUUCAGAAGAAUGUGUGUGUGUGUGUAUAAAAGCAUUCAUUGGUUGCCAAGAUCCAAGUUUGGGGAAUGCACUCUUUGGUGAGAGAACCCCAGCAGAUAUUUAAAAUCACAAAAUAUGUAGCAAAGCAAAGCAUGGAAAUUUAGGCAGUUAGACCUUUUAAAAAUGCCUUUCCAAGUAAGUUCCGAAAUAGUCUCCUAGUCUGCCAAUAUAGGAAAAUACCAUAUGUUUAGUAAGUUAAAAAUGGUUUCCUUACAAACUCUCUAAAGGUCAGGUUCAUGUGCUUUUCCAUACAUCAGUAUGCACAGUUGCACAGACAGUAAAACUUAGUUUAGUUCCCAAGUGGUGAAAUGAUUUAUAUACAAACUCAAGAAUGGCUUGUGAAAGCCAUCCAAUAUGAGCUUGGAUAACUAGCUCAGACUUCCUCACACAUUGAGCUUGUUAGGUAGACUGAGGGGAACAAAUGCUUGAAUACCUUCUCCUUCCAAAGGUGCGCUGAGCCUGGCAGGACAGCUUGCUCUAUGCUUUUAACCCUUUCAUGCAUUAAUUAGACUUAAGCAUGUUGGUUCUGUGACAGUUAUGCUACAUAAUUAGGUUGAGGGGGUGAUGGGAAAUACAGUGUGCGUGCAUGCUAAAAUAUCAUGGAUUAAAACUUGCCUGUGUUCAGUUCAUUGUCAGUUAACGACACCAGUUUCACCACAAUUUUACCCAUAGAGUAGAGGGCAUUCUGGAAUUCUGCUUUUUGUCUUAUUUGAUCUGAAGCACACUUACUAGGAAGGAGUAAGCCCCAAGGGAAACCCCUAAUAUGUGUGUUUAGGAUUGCAUCCUUAAAUAAAAUAAACAUUAGUGGUCCCAUCAUGUCCUUUACUCCAUAGGGAAAAACUGUGACCAAACCAAAGGAAUUGUCACUGAAUUUAACCAUAGUGGGGCUUAUAAACAAGGGAAACAAAAGAAGCAUGCAGUAUGGCCUUUUAUCUCAAACCAUUUGAACUACAAAAAAUACCAUUACUGUUGCAAACCAUGUGAACUACAACAUAAAACUAUCAUCUGAACUUGCAAGAAUUUAAUCAUUCAGUGUAAUGUGAGUGUGGUAUGAGACAGCUACUGGAGGAUAACCAGUUGUGCUGUCCCUAAAUCACCACCUUAGUCCUCAAAUCUGUUACUCUGGAAUAUAGUAUUGUUGAAAUGAGAAGACCCCAGAGUCAGCAACUUGCAGGUUUUCCCCCUACCAUACCUUCUGACAUCAGAAAAGCUUGUAUAUUUGACCUAGAGGCUUUUCUUCUCCUGCAGCCCUGUUUAUAUUUUAACUUUCCAUCCAGUUCAUUAACAAGAAAAAGAGCUGCUUUUUCAGGAAAGGCAAUGUUCCUAAGGACAGCAAAGUCCUUCCUUUCCCUUCUUGAAAAUUCUCUACUUACAGGCAAGGCCAUUCACUGCCUAAUGACCAGAGUUUUUACCAUAAGGCUGUGUGUGCUCCAGAGUUGGAAACCGCUAGCUAAGCGAGUCUAUUUUUAAUUCUUUUUGUCACAGGAGGCCUGGGUUAUUUUUGUAACUACCACAUCUCCAAAUCCCCCCUCUCUGGCCUCCAAGAAGGUCUUGGAGCAUGUCAGUAAAUAUACAUCCUUACCCUAGAUAUUAAGAUGGGCAGAAGUCCUAUAUUUAUGCCCAGCUUCUUAAGCAGCCCUGGCUUCUUAAGCUUUGAAAUGCUGCAAUUAUGCAAAUAUUUGUGAUGCUGUCCCCUUUGAUCAAAACUUUCUCAAAAUGAUCCCUUUCCAUUAUGGAGCAGGAUAAUGUAUUUUGGCCAUGUAAAGUGAGGUACAGAGCUCCUUGAACCGUUUUUUUUUUUAAAAAACAAACCACAGAAUCACACUAGUUUCUCAUGCCAUGCAUUCCCACGUUCCCCAAAGUUGAAUGAUAAAAAGGAUUUCUACAAAAGGUAUCAUUCUCCCCACUCUUCUUCAGGCCUCAGUUUUGUCACAACUAAUAUGCAAAAAGUACAGGAGGUUUACAUUCUGCUUUUGUUUUCAGCUGAGGUUAUCUAGUUGAUAUACCCCUCCAAGGGAUGUAUUGGGUGUUAUGGAAGGGGUAGUACCUCUGGUCCCCACCCAGCAUUCAGCUUUCUCCUGUGGCUCCUAGAAGCUGUAAGCAUGUGACAGCAGCUACACCCACAUGGCUUCGACUGGCUAAACCAGUGGGUGUCAAAUCCUUGGCAAGUUAGGGACUUUCCCUGCAUGGAAAGACAGGCUCUGAUGGAUUGAGAGGAGGAGAACAAUAGUGGGUCCAAAGGUCAAGAAGGUAGUUUUUGCACAUGCUGUAGAGGGAAGUGAGGGGCAGAUGGGGCUCGUCAACCUGGGAAAGUAGCUCAUCCAGGAGAAGGAAAACUCUGAUCCUAAACCUCUGCUGCCUUGUGGGAUAUCCUCAGAGAAGAACGGGCUAAGGAGAAAACCUUACACAAAUCUAGAGUGGAGUCCCUAAAAGGAUUGGAUCACUGAGACUAAACACGAGGCAAAAUAGUUCUAGAUAGAUAUGUGUUCAUAAACAUGCUCAGAAGAGCAUUCUACUGCCUGAGGACAGGGGCAGAGCUACCUGCCCUGGCACCUGGAGUGGCGUGGGGGCAGGGCUAGCCGCCUGCGCGGUGAGUGUAGGGGGGUGCUGCUAGCUGCCCGUGUGGCGAGCAUCCCUAGCUGCCUGCCACCCACACGGAGAGCGUGUGGUGGGGUUGGGGAUGGCACUGCGAUGUAACUCGCCCUCACAGCUGACACACACCCCCGCACCUGCCUUCCUCCACCAGUGCCUGAGGAAAGGCCAAGAUGGCACCCCUCCCCAUUCCACAUAUAGAAAGAAGAAAAUCAAGCUGGAAAUCACUGGGAACAGAUAGCAUCCACCACACCUGAAGGAAAGCCUUCCAUGACUCACACACAUCUGUCCCCAACACCAAUACUUGCAUCUAUUCCCCCAACACCUCCCACCCACUCCCUGCCCACCCUCUAGCAUCUGCUGCCUGAGGCGGCUGCCCCAUUCUUCCUAAUGGUAGUGCUGGCCCUGAACAUGAUAACUCGGAAGGAAAUGUCAGCUAUGUUUUCAUGACGCAUCCAGCCAUGCCUACCACAAGCUUGUAUGCCUCCUUCUGGCAACUGCUGUAGCCAAGCUGGUGUCAAAUGUAUUGCUCUGCUUUCCUUUGGACUACAUAAGUGAGACCAAGAGUGGGGUCUUGUUGUCUGGGCAGCCCAGGACCUUCAUACACACUGCCUAAACUUGCACUCUGGGGAGGUCACUUCGGUGCUACUAAUGCAGUAGUUUGACCCUUGAAAGUGCAGUCCAUUGUCUCUUGAGACAGACAGAUGCCAACAACAUAUCCCUCCAAGUGCAUCACUGAUAGAUGUAAUCCAAUCCAAUAAAGCUAUUGAUGAUUUAACUAAAUUUAGCAGGGCUAUUGUCUAAAUGUGCUGAAGAGUUAUGUGACAGAACCAGACCACCUUAAGUCCAGCAUGCCAUCUUAACAAGUUUCUGCAGUAGCUUUAAAAUGGAUUGAAUGCUGAUUCAACUGGUUUGCUGAUAUUCUCUUAUUCCUUUUCUGACUGACAAGGUAGGAAGCAGUCAGAGAAAAUUUACUUCCAACUUUCUUCUCAGGCAUACAGCCAACCUCUUUAUCUAGUCUUUAGACUUACAAGGAGUGUUGAGGCAGUUGCUAGGUGCCAUUUGCAGUUGUGGUACUGCUUGCUGCAACCAAGCCUCAGCCUACUGAGAUGAUUUUACUAGAUCCAGGAAAGGAGGCUGCUGUGUUGCAUUUAGCAGGUGAUGAUAGGACACAGUGCCAAAAGCCCCCACAAGCCAACUUGGAAAUGCCUGUGGAGCCUAUCCAGAAGUUGUCUAGAAAUCACACUGCACAUAUUUAUUCUAGGAUCCAGCGAAUAGCUAGGGCGAAAAUGUGGCUGUUUCAAAGAGCAGCCCAAAUUGGAGUGUGUGCAUCAAGGGAGGUGGAAGGAAAGAAGUAAAGAUAAUAUGGGGGUGGAGGAAGGCACCAGGGAAAGGAUCUUAUGAAAUAUAGGCUCAUGAAUAUGAAAACAUGCCAGAAUGCUAUGUAGGCCUUCAAGGUGCCACAGAGCUCUUUGUUUUUGUAACAAUGGACUAACACAUCUCCUGUUCUGCCUAACAAUGCUACAUGUGCGUCAUACUUUAACCACAAAACACAUUAUACAGACUUGCCUUUUGGCUGAAUGACAAUUGGAAAGCUUUAAAGCCACCUCUCAUUAGCACUGUGUUACUUUUUGUUUUGAACUGACAAUUGUUGGCCACAGUUGUUGGCCAUUAAAGUUUUCUUUUAACUCGGCAUGGGUAUGUUUGUAUGGGUGGAUGCAUGGAUUUAAUAAUAUUUCUGUCCUACCUGUUGGUGUAAAAUGGCCUCAAGGUGACUUAUAAUAACAAAGUACAAUAAAGCUAAUACAGUAUAAUAAAUGCAAUUACACCAACCAAACACAGAAAUCCAGUAGAUAAAGGGUCAUUAAGCGAUCACAUAUAGCACUAAACACUCCAGAUAACGGGCUGGACUUUACUUGGUGCCUAAAAGGUAAGAGUUGAUGCUCACUGAAUGUGGGUUCCAUAAUUUGAGUGUCACCCAAUAAAAAUCCUCUCCGUUAUUCUCCCAUUCAACUUUAAGAAGGUGGGGGGCACCUGGGGAAAUGAUUUCUACACAUUAUUUUGCUGGCUGGCAGGUUCAAAUGCGAGAAGAAAAACCAUUUUUAUACCCCAUCCCCACACCACUGAGGACUUUGAAGGCCAAAACUAGAACUUUGAACUGACCUUGGAAAUUAACUGGGAGACAGUGAAUAUAUUUUAACAUACCAUGUGCACUGUGCAGUUGGCUGUGACAGUAGAACUUUCUAGAUGUGUUUCAGAGGCAGUAUUACAAUAAUCUAGCCUGUAUAUUACUAGAGUUGACUAACUACGGUCCAAUCAUCUUGUCUCCAAAAGGUGUAGGCUCAAUAAAAGUUGGUAAAAGUUAUGGGUGCCAACAGCAAUUAUACAUUUCAUUUGUUUUCAAACAAAUUAUUUUCUGCUUGAGCCUUCUAGGUGAGAUACAAAUUUAAAUAAAUAUUGAAUUGCAGAUAGAGAGCAUGCUUGCUGUUUCUGUUACUUCCCAGGAAGAGGAAGGCAGAGCAAUCUGGCGUUUACUGGGUGGGAGACAACACUGAAACACUCCCAGGGAAGACACCACUUCUGGGGGAAACUAAGGAAAGGAAAUAUUAAAAAACAAGCUGAUGAAGAAUGGUAGUAUCUCACUAUUAUUGAGAAAGCACCCAUACUGAGACCCUUUUCAUUCAACAAAGAAUCUUGUGACAUGUUAAAGAUUAACAGAUUUAUUGUGGCUUAAGCUGUUAGUUUUAUUAUUGUUAGUCUUAUUGUGGCAUGAUCUAUUUGUCUUUAAGGUGCCACAAGUCUCUCUUGAUGUUUUUGCUGCAACAAACACAACUACCUUGCUAGACAUCUUCAUACAUUCAUUAUUUAUUUAUUUUUAUUCAUUUGGGGUGCAAUACUAUACUGGUGUUAUACUGGCUGAGAGGCUUUCGGAUUUGUGAAGCUUCCCCAAUACAACAGCAGAAUAGCUGAAACGGGGGCAGUCUUUGGCUGAGAUGCACAAGAAAGGAACACACUUGCACCAGAUCCUAUUCUCUCAAUCCAUGGCCAUGCCCCCAUUGGUGACAAAACUUCACUCUUCCAUUGAUCUCAGUAGGAGCGGCGCAUGUAAAAAUAGCUUCCUUGCACCGAUGACCACACUGCCCACACCUCAGUGACAGAACACAGGAUAUGGUAUAACUCAACACAGGAUACCACAAUUGGUAUAUAAGCCCCACACAGUGAGACCAUAACUCAACUAUUAGGCAUGUGACAUUGGAAUAUACCUCUCUGGCCUUAUGCCAUACAUGCUGAAUGGGGGGAUCUGAUGGAAAGAAUCUGGUUGCUCAGAUUCUUGUGAGAACAGGAUGCUAGACUAGAUGGGCCUUUGGCCUGAUCCAGCAGGCCUCUUCUUAUUUUCUCAUACCCCAUGGUGCACCUGAUUGCUUUCUGCUGCUGUGACUGAGUGGUAAGAUUAUUGUACUCCAUAUGUGGGCAUUUGAUUUCCUUGAUCCGCAGAACAAGUGCAGAUCUUUUUACAAAUGCCUCAUAAUUUUUAUUCUACACAUGCAAGGAGCCAAUCUUUCAGUGUGAUAGGACCUAGACUCUGGAACUCAAGGACCAUUUGAUAUUAGGUAAGUGUCUUUGCUGUGUAUUUUUGACACCUGCAGAAAAACAAAUUGUUUAGGCGAGCCUACCCAGACAUGUACACUUGACAAGCAUUUUAAUAUGUAAUUAUAUUUUAUCACAGAUAUUUUUAACACUGCUGAUCUUAUUUAUAUUUUUUAUUUUUUAUGGUCAGCUUGUUCUUAAUGUUUGGUUUUUAUUAGUAUAUUUUAUGUAUAUUUUAUAUAAACCAAUUUGAGCAGGUAUGGGGAUCUUAGUGGAUCCAGGUGUGGCUGAACUACAGCUCCCAUAAACCUUGACCAUUGUCCAUGCUUGCUGAGGCUGAUGGAAGUUAUACAGUAUUUCAGUAACAUCUGGAGAGCCAAAAGCUCUCCACUUCAGGCUUAGAUGAUUAAUUGGUAUACAAACCCCAUUAAGUAAAAAAAAUCAGGGAGUUGCUCAGUGGUAUUUCCAGCGUGAAUUUGAGUCCGAGGUGUUCCUUCUUUUUGCCCAUAAACAUAAUUCUCCCCUCCUCAGCAUAGGAAAUAUGAUUGGGAGUAUUGAACUCCUGUCUCCUACUUCCCAACUGAUGUACCAUGCAGUAAACCACAGCAGGCUGUUGCUGUCAGUGUGUAUCUACCCUUGUUGCAUGUCCUGGUCUCUGCUUUCACCUGUUUGUUAAAAAAGACCUUUCCCUUCCCAGGUGGAUCUUGAACCUUUAUGCCAAGAAGGUUUGCAUGUGUCUCUUUCUCUGUAUGAGUGCUGUCCAAGCCCCUUGCCCAGGGAGCUGUGUGAGUGGUGUGUUUUGUGACUUCUCUUAGGAUAUGCUGUGCUCCACCGUAGUAACAAAGAACAUAAGGGGUUCUGAAGCCCCUGACUUGGAGGAAUGCCUGGGGACUGGCAGUAGAAAGCUCAUUGCUAGCUGUGUCGUGGGGGCUGAUCAAGUGAGGGUGCUGUGGCAUCAUCUGUGUAUACAGUGGUACCUCCGGUUACAAACAUAAUUCAUUCCGGAGGUCUGUUCUUAACCUGAAACUGUUCUUAACAUGAGGUGUGCUUUCGCUAAUGGGGCCUCCCACUGCCGCCACGCCACCUCACAAGACUUCCACUCGAAUCCUGGGGCAAAGUUCACAACAAGAAGCAUCUACUUCUGGGUUAGCGGAGCUCGUUACCCGAAGCGUUCGUAAGGAGGACGGUAUGUAACCCGAGGUUCCAUUGUAGUGUGGUAUGUGUACUGCAGGUGUUUCCCAUCUUCAUGAGUUCAUUGGUUGUCUUUGUAUGUGGGUGGUUAUAUUUCCCAGUCCUGCAUAAUUUAGGUAUAGAAUAGAUCUAUAUGAGGCGUAUAUAUUAUCCUUACACUUAAAAAAAAAACCUACCCAGAGUGACUAACAAAUAGAUAUCAAUGGUUUCUAUGUCACACGUAUGUUGUGUGAACCUGGAAAAUAUAUAUUCUGAGUUUAUACAACAUACAUGGUCAGUAGCUGCAAAGAAUGUAGUACAAGAAGGAAUCUAGCACCUCUGGCAUGAGUUUACUGUCUGCUGCAUAUCUCCUACAGUGAGAGGUAUGACUGGAAGCAUUUAAGUGUAUUUAUCAGAAGCAGUAGGAAUGAUUUACAAGGCUCUGAGACCUAGCUGGGUUUUUUACCCCUUUAAUUUGCCUUAAACAUCUGUAAUGCAUUGAAAACCUUCCCCUUUUACCCAGUCAUGACAGAAGCGGUGUGCUUUAGCAAUGAGUACCUGAGCUUAAAUACCUGAACUUUAUUUGCCCCAAAAGCUUCAGAUUAUUUAAACUCUGUGUAGGAUUGAUUCGCAUUGUUAAGGUGACCUGCCUAGAACAUUACACUUGACACCAUGUGACUGCUUGUUUGUGUCUAUGUGGGAAUACAUUGUGGGAGGCUGCAGUCAAAUACAGCUAGCAAGCAUAGUGCAUGAAGGGGUAAAGGACCACAGAAUUGCAUUGCUAGAUAGACUCAGGUCAUGCCCCCUUUCUUCUGGAAAGGAAGGAAGUGAAGCAUUUCUGCUUCCCCUCUGUCUCUCUCUGUGUGCAUCAUGUAACCAGUGAAAGAGGACAUGUGUAAGCUUUUUCCUGAGCUUACAGCACAUGUUUGGAACUAUAUUCUGUUAUUUUCUACCCAAGCGUAUUUUGCCUGUACUGUAUUAUCCUUGCUGCAGCAUGGCAUCAUGCAAGACUGAGACUUUGAAUCUGUAAGUAAAGCUUUUUAAACGUACUUAACAAUGUGUGGUCUGCUCAUUGCAAGAGACGUGGAAAGAGGUCAGUGCUGUGUGCAGCUGAGUAGGAUAAAAAGGUUUAACAACCCAUAUUCCUAAUGCUAUACUGCUUCUUAACUUUUGUGCAUUAAACUCUGUGAGUUAAACUCUGCUACUGGGGCUCUCUCCCUGCAGGAGAGUGUGCAAAGCCCCAUGUUUUGAAUCCAGGAACCCAGCUAUUUUCUUUGGUUGUUCACCUACACAUGUGGGUCCACAGAGAUUCAUAUAUUAAAUUCCCCCACAUACAUUUUUGAACAAAGGAUUGUGGAGAGCAAAAAAGAAGAUUUGGGGGGGGGUUCACUUCCAAAUAUCAAAUCUCAUCUGAUCUGAUAAACUACAGUAUGUCUAGAGAACUAAUGUUUUCAUGAUGUUGCAAGACUCAGCACAGAGCAGCUGAUAGAAAAGUUAACUGUUUAUUGCAACUGACAAUAGAUGGUCCCAAUAGUGUGAUUUAGGGGACCUAUUGCAUGAUCUGUGAAUCCAGUGACCUAUCAAGUGGUAGAUGGGUAACAAAAUUGCCUCUUAAAAAUCUGAGGUGAGCUGGGGAUAUGAUUCACCAUCCACUUACAGUGGAAGAUUAAAAUGGCAUGCAUCCAAAUACUCAUUCCUUUGUGAUUCAGACUAUUAGCCACCAGUCAAUUGCCAUCUGGCACCUUGUCCUCCAAAUUUACACAAUCUGAAAUUGGCCUUGGGGAUACCCUGUGCUGGGUUGAUCUUGUGCCAGUUUCCUGAAACAGGGAAAGUACUUUUGGAGAAAUGUUUGCACCAGCAUGAAUCCCCAAUGUUGUGUGUUGGCUGCUUCCUGGUGCACAUCAAUGUGCAGAAUCUAAAUGGGCAGACCAUUGAUUGGCUACAGCUUAUACUUUCUUUAGAGCUGUGUUAUGAUUGGCUUAUUGCACACCACAUUUUUUCUUGCUUAAAGAGGUGCCAUGCCAGGGAGGGAAGGAAGAGAGAUGGCUUUAGUCUUGCAUGCUUAUAAGAUAUUAAGAUCCAGUGCCUAAUGAGAUCAUUGGGAGGUUAUCAACUGAGUUAAAACAUUAAUGUAAGAAAUUAUACAAUGUACACAUCUUAUGACACAGAUAGCAAAGCCCAGAAUUAUGAGAGUUGUAUUAUUAAAAAGAAAUAUAAAGCAGUACAUGCUACUUGUUUUGACAGAGGGGGGUCAUGUUUAGGUUUUCUUUCCACAUGACUCUCUUGCACUCUCUUGUCAUUUUUGGGUCAUUACCUGAUGAAGUUUGAACUAGUAGCAGCAAUCUCCCUCUCUAAGGGUAGUGGACCCAUUCACAUUGCCCACCCUCAGAGGCUGAUGGAACCUGAGGGGUUCCCAAAUCCUUUGACGGAUCUUCCAGCUGAUAAAGCUGAUGAUCCUGUUAGAGCUCUGGUUCCGCCAUGGGAUAGCAGGAUGUAAUGGGCGGUUGACACAAUCACUCACUCUCCCAUCUUGUAGAGCCAGAUUGGCUCCUUGGUGCUCUGGAGAGCUUCAGGCUAUGAAGCAAGUUGGUCAAAGUCUAGAGUACAACUGGCACAAGUCUCACUCUGAAACCCAACAAACACUGGUUUGGGCAUAUAAUCAUGCCUACCAUAUGACAGUGUGGACAAUGCAAGAAGCCUCAUUGUGCAGCUCAUUUUGCAGCUUCCAUUGCAUCCUCUAGCAGCCAAUCCAUGGAGUUAUUUUGGAUGACUCCCACCGUGGGUGUGAGAUCUUUGGGACGUUCAAGGGCAUUCUUUGCCCAACUGGCUAUACAUUUUGAGGAUAAAAUGGGUCAACUUCUGAUGGAAUUUUUGUGUUAUUUGUUCCUCAUGGUGCAGUCAGACUUUCUAGACAUCUUUAUUCGGGACUUUCCAUUGUCUGGGCAUCUAUUAGGUAGAACUCCUUAUUGAAGCUAAUAGCUUCAAAAUUAGAAAUAAGAAUCUCCACUCCCAUAGCUUGAACAAGUGCAGUGCAGAAAAUUGCCACAAUCUAGUAUUGGAGGGUGGUGCUUGUCUGCCGGUGUGGCCAUCUGUUCCCAGGCCCCACUCCAUUCAUAUAAGAAAAAAUGUGGGUCUCUGGGAAGUCAUAAUCCACUGUUCUGUCAUCCAGCAACAUCAUGUUCUUAUAAUAGGCGGGCACUUCCUCUGGCUUUGAGCUCUAACUGGAAGAAGGAAGAUUGCUGCCAUCUCCCCGCCAUUGGCAUGCAAUUCUAUAUGACGGUAUUUGGUAAACACAAACUGCUCCCUCGUUUAUUCCCCCUUCUCAAAAGUUCCGCCUGUCAUAAAUCUGCAGAUUCGGAUUUCAGACCAUAAUAUGUAAACUGAAUACGUUUAUAUUUCCCCCUAAAAUCAUGCUCAAUUCUUUUUAUGAUAUAUAUUUCUUACCUCAAAAUAUUUACUGCCCUGAACAUAGCCUUGUAUUUCUGCUCCCCUUCUGCUCAUCUGUGAAUGACCGAGAUCCAGCUCUAGUCAUGUACAGUCAGUCACUUGCAACAACUAAUGAGUCCGGAUAGGGAUGUGCGUCCUUAUCUGCAUUAAAAUAUCCUUUCAGCCAUUUUAACAGGGCCCCUAUGUGUUGCGUGUAGCUCUCCUGGUCGUUUAUCUAAAGACCAAACAGGCUUUUCUUUUUUUAGAGCUAGAAACUAACAAGAAACAGCUAUAACAAUAAACUGUGGAUACAUCUUAUCACCUCCAACUGCCCGUUUGUUCUGACCCCAUUUGUCCCUCAGCACAUAGAGAUGUGUCUCUACCAUGGCAUGUGCAGAUACACAUCCAGAUUCACAUCUCCAUCUGUACUGGCUGUGCAUGCAGAAACCUGGUUCUGUAAGCAAAUCUCCAUUCCUGGAUCACAGGGCAUUAUCAGUAAUUUAACUGCGUAUCAGAAAUGAGCUGUAUUAUGCAAAAUGAAAUAUGCAUGUACAGUGGUACAUCGGGUUAAGUAUUUCAUUCGUUCCGGAGGUCCGUUCUUAACCUGAAACUGUUCUUAACCUGAAGCACCACUUUAGCUAAUGGGGCCUUCCGCUGCCGCCGCGCUGCCGGAGCACGAUUUCUGUUCUCAUCCUGAAGCAAAGUUCUUAACCUGAAGCACUAUUUCUGGGUUAGCAGAGUGUGUAACCUGAAGCGUAUGUAACCCAAGGUACCACUGUACUUAUUAUUAUGUUUUCAUCUGCUUACAUAGUCUUCCAAGUCCCAUUUUAUCCUGUAAAUUAGAUUAGGAAGAGAGAUAGUAGCUGGCUCCCAAUGUCAUCCAUGGUUGAGCAAGGGUUUAAGCCUGGCUUUCCUGGUCAAAUCCUGUAAUCAAGAUCAUAGAGCUUCUCUAGCUGUAUAGUAGGUUUUGGCCAACAUCUGAUGCAUAUGCUCAGGAACAGUAGCGGAUUAACAGCAAAAUAAAGUUUCACCCUGUUGGUUUUCUAAAUCUACAAAAAACUAUUUUCUCAACAUUUUUGACAUUUAUAUUGUCAGAAUUCCCAGACUCUGUCAUAUCAAUAGUUUGACUUCACAGUUUUCAUCACUAUGAUACUUCUUUAGAAAAAUAUUCAUUCUAGAAAUGCAGGUGUGUUAUCAAUUCAAUACCGCUUUUUUAUGGCUCAUCUAUUAUUAUAGGCCACUAAUGUACACAUUCAAGCUAGAUGAAUCAUAAAUGUAUGCAUAAUGAGAUCAUGGAACAAACAAGACACUGCCUGGGUUACGUGGUUUGGUAGGGCUGAAACCUUCAUCACUAGUAGCUGCAAAGCUGGUUUAUCAAGCUCCGCAGGAUUUCUCGACAUGUGGUGGACCCUGCUGUUGUGAAGAAUGGAUUUUGCACAAGGCAUUUUCCUUGUUGCAGUGCACUAUGGAAGGAGAAGAGAUUCAUUUUGCACUUCAGCCCAGAGUGGGGGGACAUAGGGAAUUUAAGGUGCAAGGACCAGUCCUUGUAUUCCUUAAAAAUAAAAGUUGAAAAGCAGCCUCUUUUAGGAACAUUGAUAUGAUAAAUUAUGUAACAUCCAAUGAAAUAAGCCAGGGGCCACCAACCUUUUUCAGCUGUGGGCCAGUCCACCGUACCUCAGACUAUGUGGGGACUAUAUUUUUUUGGGGGGGGAUGAAUGAAUUCCUAUGCCCCACAAGUAACCCAGAGAUGCAUUUUAAAUAAAAGGACACAUUCUACUCAUGUAAAAACACGCUGAUUCCCCUACCAUCUGCGGGCCAGAUUUAGAAGGCGAUUGGGCCAGAUCCGGCCACCAGGCCUUAGUUUGCCUACCCCUGAAAUAAGCAAUGCAGGGCCAAUAUAUGACUUCUGAAGUCAAGCAAAUUGCCUCUUUAGCAUGCAGACUAAGUGCCAAAUAAAUUCAGGCAUGUUUAAAAAGAAAUUCACAGUUCACAAAAGGCAAACACAGCAUUUAUCCAGCAGCCAUGACAUUUAAAUGCAGGAGAUUGGUGUCAGUAGCAGUGAAAUCCUGCAGCAUGACACACUGGUAAUUCUUCAGCUGAGAGAAAACAACAACAAUUCACUUAAAUUUCCCUCCUGUUCCAGUAGCAUGCAUGAACAACACUCAGGGUUGUGACCAUCUACUAUACUAUUCCCGAGCUAUCGCUUUAACAAUUUUUAGAAAACAAAAAAGUGAUAAAUAAAACUUUAUGUUGUGCACUGUAAUUUUCAGGAGGAUAGGCAACAUUGUGUGUGUAAGCAGGGGCAGCCCUACCAAAAUGAGGCAACUGCUUUAGGUGGCAGAUGUUGGGGCAGCAGUGGCAGCCCCCUGUUUGCUCAUAAGAGCCCUCUGGGCAGUUCAGUCUAUUGGAGGACAGAGCUGUGUAUUUUAUAUAGCCUGUUCUGGCCACCCUAAAUUAGCCUGCUACCUAAGGUGCAAUACUGUAGUAAUAUUCAGCAGCCAAUCUAGUUGACUUCUGAAUGUGGAAUGGGGAGGGAUGCCAUCUUUAUCCUUCAUCUCAGAAGAGGGAGUGAAACUGGGCUGGGGAUUCUGCAACAUACACAUACCUGACAAACUAAAUAAUCUGAACACCAAUCCCAAGAGAACAGAGGAAGGAACUGGGGCUCCCAGAAUUAACACUAUUUUGCAUCCUAGCAGAAGACGUGCCAGUGUGUUCUCACAAACCCCAUUCUUGCUCUGGAGAAACGGGUUCUUUCUCCAAGUGAAGCAUUCUGAGCAAUGUGGCCCAAAGAGUGCAAGUGUUUCCACCACUCGUGGUGGCUAGAAAAUAUUUUAAUACUGUAUUGUAUUCUGAAAACUAACACUCUUCCCACUGAUAUACUUCCCAGAUAUAAUUCUGAGACCCAUAAACAGAUAAGGGUUAACUUCUGUCCCCAAUAAUUAUAUGUCUCUGUGUUAUUUAUCAGCCUCUGACCCUUUUUCAUGGUGGAACAGAAGUGCCAGUGUAGUGCUGUCUAAUAAGCAGGCUGACCUGGAACUUGAAUUACAGGGGGAAACAUUGGUGACCUUAAUGAAACAAAUAAGGUCCCCUUCCUGGUUCCACUGAGUUUUAGCCAAGAAAAAAUGUCCCCGAAGCCUUCCAAAAACAGUAGUUAAAGUGGCCAUCAUAAAAGAUAAAGGGGGCAGAAACUCUGGUGGGCAUCAUCCCUGCCCUCAGUAAAUUGAGUACUGGGUUGACACCAUGUACAAAUAGUAUACAGGACAUGGUAGUCCUGCUUUAAACAUUAAAUGAAGGGCUAGUCUUCCAUCCAUGGGACCAUAACAGCUGAAAGCAGGUCUGCCAAACAGUACAGAGACAGUGGCUUGCAUAACUGUAGCAUUAAUAUGUUUUUUUCAUUUCAAAUAACUUAAUUUGGCCAAUGCCAUUUUCUGAUCGUUGCUACCCACUUAUUAUUUGUGCAUAUUCAAAACAUGUUGAGUGCCUGACCUAGCUGUGCUCACGUGUUCAACAUGCAUCUCACCACUCAGCAUGUGGACAUUCAAGCCAGGGCUAGCCCAGGAAUGUGACAUGUGGGCGGGGCCAGAAGCACAGCCCUACUGCUUCUCCAGUAGAUUCACACCCUACAUCCAUGUAAUGCAUGAAUGGGGUUUAUGUAUCACUCUUUUCAUCAUAUUCAGAAGCCAUGACUUCAUGAUGGCAUUGCAAAUUUUUACACCCACUGAGUGAGUACAGUGGUACCUCGGGUUACAUACACUUCAGGUUACAUACACUUCAAGUUACAGACUCCGCUAACCCAGAAAUAAUACCUCGGGUUAAGAACUUUGCUUCAGGAUGAGAACAGAAAUUGUGCUCUGGUGGUGCAGCAGCAGCGGGAGGCCCCAUUAGCUAAAGUGGUGCUUCAGGUUAAGAACAGUUUUAGGUUAAGAACAGACCUCCAGAACAAAUUAAGUUCUUAACCCAAGGUACCAAUGUAUAGGUGGGAACUUAGCAGGGUUUGCAGACAAGCAUGUGGUGAACUGUCUGUUUUCCAUAUGGAGAACUGGCUGGUUGGCUACAAGAGAAAGCAUUUCCCCCCAACUCUGAUUCAGCAGGGGAGGGGCAAGGAAGGAACAAUGUAGAGUUGGUGGGAAGGCUCCAGCAGUUGUAUUUAUGGUAAUCUGCUGGGCUGUAGCAUCUGAGAGGCUAUAGCAUCUGUGAGGACCACAUCCCUGUUGCCCUGCCUUACAUUUUACCAGUAGAAAGUAAUGGUGAUAUUCUCACCACCCUCUGGAAUGUUUGCAUUUGGUGUAAGGUCACCCAAAUUCACAUAUGGCUCAUUUAUAUUUCAGAGAUAAAGAACACUUCAACAUGAUGCCAGAUCUGCUAUUUAUUUCUCUCUCUGAGGAUCAGGCCUCCCCUCAUUCUUUUUCACAUCUAUAAAAAAUGUCUCCAUAUCUAGCAAAAUAUGUCAGCAUACUGGAUACAAGUUCAAAUGUCAUUAUACUGAUCAUAUAGCUAUGGUUGAAGGGACGGGCCUUGGCACCGCACAAGAUGCCUGUCGAUUUCCCCACUAACGUGGUCCAAAAUAAGUAGCCCUUGUACCCUUGAAACCUGAAAACUCUUCCUCUGAUUCUAACCAUGUAAUAUUCAUCUUUGUAUUUAGAGAGAGUUAGAUGCUUUCACUCUGGCUGGGAUCCAAAGUGCUACUUUAGGUAUGCCCAAGGGCUUGUACAUACGCAAUAGGAUUUAAGACUCCCCCCCCCCACUCCUAAUGCCAGACCCACCCAUUCUGUGUUAGUGAUUGCAUUUGAAAAGUCAGUCAGUUUCAAAAGAGACACGCCAGGGUGGGGGUUGGUGUUUGAUGAUGACUUCAUGGUUGAUUUCCCAGUUAUCUGCAGAAAGCUCCUGCAGUUGUGAAUGAUCCACUUGUGUAUCUCUUAUGUAUGGUUUAUUUGUUUCGUUGGUCACUGAGGAUUUAAUAUGGUCAGCAAUACUACAGGAUCAUGGGUUAGGGAGCGUGUGAACUGAAACUUUGGUUUUCUAGUACUUUGCGAUGGAGGGUGUGCCACAACUGUGGUACAGCUCAGGAAACCAAGGAGUUUUCUUUGUGUGGUGAACAGUGUAGUAAUGCAGAACAAUAGUUACAAAUGUCACAUUUUCUUAUGUAAAUAUUAUUAGUAGCUGUAUUGCUGGUAAAUACAGGCAGUUGCCCUGGUCAGGGAAUCAUGCAAGGUGGGUUACUUUCUACUGGCAGAAAAGUACUCUCAAGUAAAAUUUGAUUUCCCAAAUUGUUGCCAUAGUUUUUAACCUUCUGCUAAUCUAUUACAUUGUAUUUCAUAUGGCGAAUGUUUUGUGAAUGCAAAGCAAGUGUCCUUGAAAGUAAGGCUCACUUUCUGCCAAAUCGGCAUAUAAAUUAGGAUCGUAUACUAAAUACCGUAUUUUUUGCUCCACAACACUCCCUUUUUUCCUCCUAGAAAGUAAGGGGAAAUGUCUGUGCGUGUUAUGGAGCGAAUGCCUACGGAUGGCGGGGGGAUCUGCUGCAGUCGUGAGCAGAGGAUCCAUGGUUCCCCUUCCUUCCUUCCUCCGCGGCUCGCUUUGAAACAGCGAAGUGGGAGAAGAGCCGCUGACUGGGGAGGAGAGAGGGACAGAGAGCCUGCUUGCUUUAAAGAAGCAAAGUGGGAGAGGAGAGGAGCCGCUUACAUAAGUGUAAGCGGCUCCUGUCCAGUUGGCUCCUUUAAAGCAAGCAGGCUCUCUGUCCCUCUCUCCUCCCCACUCAGCUGGCUAAAUAGCAGCAAAGUUUUUCAGCUCGCUAAGCCGGGGAGGUGGGAGAGAAGCAGAGCCUGCUUGCUUUAAAGGAGCAAAGUGGGAGAGGAGAGGAGCCUUCUCCUCUUAUACCCCUCACCUACAUUAUUAGCAGCAUCCUUCUGCACCCACCCCACGCGUGUUCCAUCUCCCCUUAAACCCCUCUUCUGCAUUAUUAGCAGCAUCCUUCUCCACACACCCCACACGUGCUCCUUGUCCCUUGAGUGCUUUUCCUUCCCUUCCCACUUAAAAUGUGGUUACAAAGCACGGAUCCACAUGGAUCCUCAGGAUUUUUGCACUGGGUCACCCCAAAUUCACCAUCAGAUCACAUAGCAUGUCCAUGGCUACAGCUUGCACCAAAAAAAUCACACACCCACUGUUGCCUGGGGCCGCAGUGGUGCAAAAACGUAGUUACAAAGCAUGGAUCCACAUGGAUCCUCAGGAUUUUUGCAUUGGGCUACCCCAAAUUCACCGUCAGAUCACAUGUCUGUGGCCACAGCAUGAACCACAAAAAUCAUACAUCCACUGUUUUGUUUAGAAUAUUUUUUUUCUUGUUUUCCUCCUCUAAAAACUAUGUGCGUGUUAUGGUCGGGUGCGUGUUAUAGAGCGAAAAAUACGGUAUGUUUAUUAGUAAGCAUCCUUAAUCUGGAUACAACUGAUAAUCUCCUCUCAUCCCCAAAUAAACCAGACAAAGAGCCCUGAAGAACUCAAAAGCAAUCACUAGAAAUGGAUGUAGUUAAAAUGUAUGUCCUUUUGUAUGCUCUUUCACACUACAUAUUACAAUGCAAUACUUCAACGUUACAUGGCAUGAGAAUGAUAUUACUUUUCCUAUAUGCUUUACUCUGAUUCCAUAUUAGAGAAAGGAGACGGGUCCUAAGCAGAAAUGCUUUCACUUCAGCCUGAACAAUCAAGGCUUUCUGGUCCAUCCCUGUGAGCUUAGGAUAAGCACAAUGUGCUUAGGCCUUGUGGAGUGCAUUUUUGCUGAAUACCAAACAAAGGCUUUCCCAGCCCCUCUCUUCUCAGUUAAAAAUACCAGAGCCUGCUGUGGAUGGUCAAUAAAUCUUUGAGUUCUCCUAUUAAACCGAAGGAUUCUGAAGGACAAAGUGAAUGGGAAACUUCAAGAUUGGAGUUAAUUGUAUGACUUUGUUUAAAUUAUUUAGGCACUGAAUAAACAUUACAGGUGGUUCUCUCACUUCAAAAAGUAGCUUGUCUUGCGUGCAUGAGAAAUUUGGCAAUUGUCUAAUCAAUGAGUUGUCUUGGGGUUCUCACCUCUUCAAGAAAAAGGAAAUUCACAGACACAUGGUCAUCACUUUUGAUGGCUGAAAACAUCAGGUGAUAAUUUGUAUAUUUGAAAUAGGCACAAAUUAUCAAACAUCUACAAGAAAGGGGUUUCAUACUACUCGUAACAGAAUUUAAAACCAAAUAAUUGCAAUGAGACAGUUCAUUCUUAUUGAACAAUAUGGUGUCAAAUGACCUACAUUCAUACAUCUGCAAUUCAGCCUUGAGACAGGCUACUACUGGGUAUGCAUUUUAUCACAUCAGAAUCUGCAAUUGUAACUCCUUUUCAGUAUUGCGGAAAGUUUCAGCAUCUUGCCAGAAUAAUCAAAGGUAUAGCAGCAGCACACAUGCACACCUUAAUUUUUCAGUCUAUGUAUGUAACGAACACACUCUUUUCUCAGUUUACCACCAGCCGCCUGAAGAGAUAGAAUUGAGCCUAACAAAAUCAGGCCUCCAGAUAAUCCAGCUCAUCUGUAAGGUGCUACUGGAUGAUUUAUCUUUCUACUACCAACAGAAAGAUUAAGUGGACUCCCCUCCUCUUCUUUAGGAGGCCAUGAAAAAUUCCAAAGGAAGAGACCCUAGUCACUUUCCUAAACAACCUGGUUUGUACUGUAUUGCCAAAAUGUUACUGCCAUGCUGGAACAGUGUUCCUGCACUGUGCUUUAAAAUCACUGCUUUUUGCAGCAGUGUGCAGCAUUUAAACUAGCUAAACUUCAAUUUAUAGCCAGGUCCUAUGUAUAUUUACUAAGAAGAAAAUCCCACCUAGUUUAAUGAGGCGUCCUCUCCCAAAAUUCCAAAUAAGAUAUUCUGGUCCCAUCUUAUCUUAUGCAUGCUUACUCAGAAGUAAAAACCCACUGAGCAUACUGGCAACUGCAUCCUCAGGCUUCUGGCUCUUCCUCCAGGAAAUUCUGAGCAGCACCUUAGCCUCAUAACAGCCUUGGGAAGUAAGUUGGGAUAAAAGAUAAAGUCUAGCUGAAAACCUGGGCUUAGUAAUUGAACUUGAAUGGGACCGGAAUAUCCCACAGUGAAGCCCCACUGAAGCCAAGAAGCCACUUUUUUCCAUCUCGCAGGAGGCAGGCACUAAACUGGCAUAUUUGGAAAUAAGCCCCAUAGAUUUUAAAUUAAAUCUUAUUUCCAUCUGCGCCUGCUUGGACUUGGUGUUAACACCAGCCAUCCCCGCAAGCCUUGCUUUCCGAUAUCUUUGCUCGCAAACGCAUCGUCAGCCGUGAUGAUCUAGUAUUCGACUUAAGCCUCCCCACCCCAAAGUUGGUGGGUGUCCCCCUCCCGCCCUUCUCCUUCUCCUCCUCCUUUCCUUUCGCUCCUUUAUCCAAAGGCUGCUCGGCUCUCUGUCAUCUCUCUCCUGGUAAUUGGCAGCAACAUCUGACAAGGGAUCAACCGUUGCUUGCAAUCUGUUCAGUGACAUUGCACACCUGGUCUUCGCAUCCUCUCCCUCUCCCACUCCAGCUAUUUAUACCGCUCCGGCACCAGACGCGUCCGUGGCUCACAAGAGCAAUAACUUUGGGCGCAACAAGGGCACCGCGAGUCAUUUUUCUCUUAGCCAGCACUGUCUGUUCUGCUCUGCUGAGGAUGACACAGGGCUCUUUCUCGGCGCUCGUAAGCAAUGCCCAAAGAAACGCGGCGGCUGUAAGAGACCCGCUCUCCCUUUGCGCAGAAAGGAGUAUGGAAAGGCGGCGGCGGCAGCUGCCUCUUCCGCAGUACACCUCCAUACAUCCCCUCUUGCUCCAUACAACGCAAGGGUUCUCCCCACCCAUCUCGCCCCUUCCCACCCGCCGCCCUCGCCUCGUGCACAGCCAGCCGAGCUGUCUCUGCUCUUUUCCCCUAAGGUCUAGCGCCGGCAGGCAACAGCCCUCAGCUCUCUCGCGCGCAGCACGCGGGGCUGACUGAUAGGGCGCCAGGAGGCAGGCAGCGCUUGUCCAUUCGCAGCUAAUGAUCCCCGCCGGCACUUGGGCUGGAAAAUGCGCGAAAGCUGCACUCACGCCCCGCCCGGCGCCUUCUCCCGCUGUGAAAUCCGAUCCAAGUCCGGAGCCUUCGCUGCUUCCAUUUUCAGCCAAGGCUGCUGAGGCCUGAGCCUCCCUAGGAGGAAGUACAAUGAGCACCGUGGGAUCGGGCCGGAAAGCUGCUUGACCCCUACGGCCAAGGAAAACAAGCGCUAGUGCAAUGGAGAGGCUGGGAGGGCGGCGCACCGACCGAGGAGUCCCGGGUUCAAGUGUCGCCUUGGCUACUAAGCCCACCAUCUUUUAGCAUCAAGCCCACUGUCUACUAGGCCGGCGGCCGGGAGGUUCAGAAUACCGACCGACCGCAUAAGUCUGCAUCCAGGGGUGUCAACUUGAAUAAAACAUUAGGGGGAGGAGGUAAUGCCCGCCCCACAUCACAAGACACCGCGCACGCACACCAUUUGAAUGGCAAUGCCCAUCAACUUGGAGAGUGGGGCUCAAAUAUUUUACAUCGGUCCCUAAGAGUUGGGUUCUGUGGUUGCAUAGGAAGCUCUCUGAACACUCUAGAAGUCAAUGCCAAGCACUGUUACUACAAAAGCGAUAGAAAUUAGUGGGACGUGCGCUUACUUCCGAGUCAACACGCCUAAGUUCAGGUUUGUGCGAUCCGAUCCUAAGCACGUUUACCGAGAGAAGCACGUCCUAGGGCAGUUAGAGGUUGUAGGUCGAUCCUAUGCUUGUAUAAGCGAAAGGAAAGCCUGGUGUUAUGUAUCUGCCCUCUGCGCGUUUAUUCGCCCGUCCCCCUGAGCUUAGUCAUUGGAAAUACAGAACAGCGAGCUGCCUUUCGGUGGCGACGAAGGCGGGAGGGGCAGGAGCGGCCGGGCUCGCUGGCUAUGGCAGCCAAACGCGCGAGGCAGCCAAGGGAAGCCACUUUUGCAAGCGAUAUAUAAUUAGCCCGAGCUGCGCUUUCUUCCUCUUCCUCUUUCCAUGAGCUUUCACCUUCAGAUUCUGAAGGGAAAAGAGAGGGAGACGGCGAACGCCCUUAUCAAGAUGGGAUGGGCUCAGGGAGGAAGGUGAGUGCGAGGCGUCGCUUGGAAGCGGGCCAAGAGGAAUUCCUGAAGGUUAUUCAGGCUCCGGGCGGAAUCCUGCUCUCGUUCUCCAACGCAAAAAGGAGGGAGGCAAACAAAUGGCUGUCAUCCUCAUCACCCAGAUAACAGCAACCCAGAUUACAGACUGCAGGCAGAAUCCUCCCCCCACCCCCGCGUUUCUGCGUUUCCUUGGACGCCCAUCAAGGCGCCCAUCAACCGCGCGCUCUGCUCGCAAACUAGCUCCCGAGGGCUCGUUUUAAACAACGAGAUGUUGGGCCACCUUUGCAUCGUUUGCUUCUGUGGAGCAAUGGUGGGAAACCUUUGGCCCUCCAGCUGCUGUUGGACUACAACUCCCAUCCUCUUUGGCCGCUGGACAUGCUUGCUGGGGCUGAUAGGAGUUGUAGUUUAGCAAUGGAGACCCACAGGUUCCCCGCCUCUGCCGCAAAGGGUCCUGAAAGCAGGAUCCCAGCCAUUCUUACAAGGAAGUUAACUCGUUUCAAUAGGUCGUAUUUACGAAGAACGCUGGUCUUAAGAGUCCUAGUCCUGGACUUCUGUUUGGCAAAGCCUGCUUACCUCAGUUCCGUUCUCCGAUAAGAGAAGGCGGCAGUCCUAAACAUAUUGACUGGCUUUAGGUUUUAGCACGCUCUUUGUGGAUCGAAGCCACAGCUUGCUGCGAAGUCCUUAAAACUUGUAAGGCAAUGCCUGAAGCCAAGGGAAACCGGACUCGCUGCUAGGUUGGCAGACACCUGAGCCAGAGGUCUUUGCUAGCCCUGCUACUGGUCCUUGUCACAACGUGAUGACUCGGAAGUGCCUCUGAGUUCCGUGGCCCCCUCCGAAAUCAGCUUGCAUAGCGUAGGACAACCAAAAGCGCUGAGGACUGGAGACGGCCCUUUCCCCCACAGCCCAUACUCCAUCUCUGAGGCCUAUAUUGACACGCUUUCCUAGCCCUAUACUAUUUAAUUUUCUCUGUCUGCCUCUCCCUCCCUCCUUUCCCAGCCCCCGAUUCCCAGAGGCUUCCAUGUGGUCGAGAUUGCCCCUUAACAAAAGUACCCAAGCGGGGCGGGAGAGGCAGUUCGCACGCUGGCUCUGCUCCACUAAGUCUGCGCAGCCGGAGGAACCUUCAAGGACCGAGCCGCCACCCCUUUGAUGUGCGACGCCGCCUGGAAGCGACAAAAGCCGAGCUCUCCUCUCCGCCCGGCCUCCUUUCAAAGGAAGGCGCUUAAUUGUGCGGGCUCCUUGUUUGGGGAGGGAGCGGCAGGGAACUCCGCACAAAGUGGCGGCCAGCCGGAGCACGGCUACAUCAAAGGUAUUUAUUUUGAUUAUCUCCUGGCUAUUUUUGGCAAGAACUUUCCUCCUCUCUCGCUGCUUAAGUUUUGCCGGCAGAAGUGACUGUAAUGAUUCGUCUUUGUUCUCCACUGGAUGUUUACGUUGCCCUUAGCAUCACGUGCCUUUUGCUGGGACCACCAGCCCGCGGUUGCACUGGCUUGAUUUGGAGUUAAUCCUGGAAGGGGAAGGUGGGGGCGGCGGCGGCGGCGGGUAACCCUGCUUUUAUUAACUGUUUAGGUGUCAGCUAGUUUUUUUGCGCCGCCAGCUUCUUCUAACAGCUUAUUGAAACUUCUCUAAUGGUGGGUUUGACUUUCCAUUUGAAAUGGUUCUCUUUGCCUCCCUGGAACAAACCCCGGAUCAUCAAGUGUCACGGAAGCCUCAUUCAUUGACUUCCAGCUCUGUUACGCCUGCUUCUUGUUAUCAAAACCAGGAGCCAAACCCCAAAGAUGGAACCACCUUGUACUGGUUGUUGACUAAAUUUCUGCUCACGAUUCUAAUCUGGGGUUAUAAUUCCUCGCGUAGAAGCAUGAAUGGACAGAAAACACGCUAACCAGUCUUGAAUUAUUCGACGGCUAGUAGGAUCUGUAGGUGACUCUUAUUCAGAAAUUGCCGUGAUCUUGACAUUGGACCUAAAAAACUCCAUUACGCUGCAAUUCUAAGUAUACGCUUACCUGAAAGUAACUCUCAGUUAAACCUAUAAAACAGAAGCAGGAACAGACCUGCUUAAAAUAGGCCUCUUGUGGGCGGCGGGGAGCCCGUGACAGAGCAUCAACUGAAGGGGUAAGCAGCUAUCCUUUGGUAGAAUAUAUCCAAUGAAUUCCAGUAGACUUAUUUCCAAGUAAGCACACAGCCCUACAGAAAUCAACGGAAGGAACUCGGUGAGUGCUUAGGGAACUUAGGGAUGUCCUGAUGGAGCCAGCCAAGUGGGGGGAGGCGAAGGUGGCCUUUCCUAUCCCAGGAAGGAGCGACAGCCGCCGCCCCCCUUCCUGCUGGGGGUUGGCUCGCGUUCUCCAGGAGGCUGGAAAUACCUCCAAAUUCGAAACAGCUGCUGGCCUUGCCGUGGUCUGCCUGCUAAAAUAUGCCGAUCUCCUUUUAAUCUGUUUCAUAUUCACAAAUUAAGCACUUAGCCUAGGUAAUAAAUCAUUAGCAGUUUACGAGACGAGGCUGAGACACACCAGUGAAGGGAAGUUGGGGGUGGGGGAACCGAUACCCCUAAAAGCGCAGCAGCCGCGCAUGGAAAGCAGCGCUUAGCAAAACACUGCCUGGAUUCUCUGGGGCGCAGAGCACCCGAAGCACGUAGUGUCGAGAAUGAAGCCUUGCCAAAAACCGCUUUCUCGAGUUCAGGGGUGGGAGGUGGGGACUUGGCCUGAAAAAACCCCUCCGCGGCAAGCGGAAGAAGCUGGAGGUCUGGCUGGAGACAGCUUCCCCGCACCCCGCCAAAGCCUCCUGCCUCCUCUGAGCAGGUAGCGCCCAGCUUGGCUGCACCUGCAAACGCGGCUCCGCUGCAAAGGAUGACUCACUGGGAACAAGCAAGGCGCGGGCGCUCUCCCUUCCUUCCCUUCCCUUCCCUUUUUCUUUCUGGCUGCGAGUCUCCGUCUCCUUUCCAAGGGCAGCUCGCCCAUUCCUGGGCCAAGCUCUCCCCGCAGCCAACCCCCCCCCAAACACCGGGAGACGCAAGACAUCGGCAGGACUGGGUUGCAGUCAAGAGAGAGAAGGCUGUGCUCUUACCGGGACUGCACGGGAAACAAUCGUGGAAGAGACCACCAGACAGCAUUAGAUCACAUUGAAACAAGAUAAAUAUUUUUACUAGCCUGCUUAAAAAAUAAAGACCGGUAGCUCAGCCUGCUCACUGACGCGACAGAACAAAGCAUGCUGAGGAAAGGAGGGGUGGGGUGGGAGUGGGGCUUGCACAGGGGCCACACAGGGAGCCUGGUCUGGCAACGUCAAAGUCCCACAACGUGCUUCCGGUGCCAGGACUCAACCCUAGGAUACUGUAUUUGAAACCAAGCGCAGAGUGUUUUCGUCUCAGCGCUGAGCAGCCAGACCCCUCAUUUCUGAAUACGUACUGUAUUAGGAUCUCCCAAGCUUAGUUAGCAGGAAUAGCAAGUCCCAUUGCGCCCAGGGAGACUUCCUAAAGGGAGACGGCAUAAUGAGCGGUAAAACACUUGUUGUUACUGAUACCCCUCUUCUUUCCUGGAUGGGACUCAAGGCGGCUUACAGGUUCUUUGCGUGUUCGAUCCCUGACAUUGCCAUUUAACUGGAACUCUGGUUCCGGGCCGUGGAAAGAUCCCUCUCUGCUUGAGGGCCAUUUAACAGAGCCUUUAACUCCCGAAGGAGAGGAAGGAUGGUGGACCGGUGACCCUCCAGUUGCUUUUGGGCUUCAGCCGUAGCCAGCAUAACCAAUGGUCAGAGAUGAUGGGAGCUGUAGCGGCGUCUGGAGGGUCACCGCGGAGUAGGCAAGGUUAAUUCUAAACUAACGAAUGCUCUGAACAAGGAGUUUCACGUAUUGUAUGUACUUCGAAGUAACCCUGUAUUAAGAUAUGGCUUCGUUCUCUUGAAAUAAAUUUCUUCUGAAACUAGCGUGUCUUGUGAGGAUUAUGAUUAUUAUUUGGAAAGGGUGGAGGUAAUAAAAAGGAACUCAUUCCAGGUCAGAGACGGCGGUCCCUCGAGCACGAGCCCCAGCACCCACCGCCAGUCCUGACGGUGACAUUUAGCAGCCCGAUUAUGCACAGGAGGGGGAGGAGAGGCUGGCGGCCUGCCUGUCAUUACAUCCCUCCCUCCCUCCCUCCUCCUCCCCUGCCGAGGAGUCGGGGACUACAGGCUGGGAAGGGGAACCGGUUUUCUUCCGAGCCUUCUUCCCACCGCUCUGCUUCAGGUCCGCUGCAAGACUCGCCUCUGCUGCGCCCCUCCAAGUUCCCUCAACAGGAAAAGCCUGAGGAUAGGAUUUUCUCCGGGAGCCUCCCGCUUGACUCGUCUGUGGCCAGACAUGAAACGGCUGCCUGCGAGCGCGCUGCAGCCAGGAAGAAAGCGAGACCAGGACGGCGCCGGAGUGCCAUCCGCAAACGAGUUCAGCCGGAGUUCUUGCCCUAAAGGCGAGUCCUUCUCCUAGGCUUACAGAGCCGCUGACACUUAAUGAGUUACUUGGAACUCUUCCUAUCAACCGCCUUAACCCUAUGGACGUUUACUCAGAUGCAAACCUAGGGCUCAUCCACAAUGCCCUUUAACGUGGAUAGCAAGCUUCCUAGUCCGUAUCAUGUUCCCCUCCAGCAGACUGCCUUUUCACACUUUCCCAUCCCUCCGUCUGGAUUUUCUCAUAGCCUUCUUUUCGGAGCAUUCUUGGUAUGAGAAAAUCCGGAUUGAGGGAGGGGGAAGUGUGGGAAGGCAGUAGUCUGGAGGGGAGCAUGAUAUGGACAACGGAGAACUAAUGGAGGUACAUGAAGCUUGCUAUCUACACUAAAAGACAGUAUGGAUGAGCACACACACACAGAGAGAGAGAGAGAGAGGGAGAGAGAGUAGAGUGUCUACUGUGCCUUACUCCCAGUUCGAGCCUAUUUAGCGGGUUUUGCUCCAGUUUAAAUGGGACUUUUCACUUCCGGCUCAAGGGUGCUGCCUGGCCGAUCACUAAACACCCUGGGAAGUCGGUUUCAUUGCGCACUGCAAUUCCAGUACUUGGGAGUAAGCCUUACAGAGUUCAAAGAGGCUUACCUCGCAAGUAAGACUGCGGGUCUUUUGCCACUUUAGGUGCAAGGGCUGCUGCAUGCAGAGGGAGCUGUUGCUUCCUGUGGGCCAAACUGCUUAGCGAAAUAUCAGUGUGGGCCAAUGCCCAGAUCUCAGGAAAGGCUGCAAGGCUGCACCCAUUGGAAGGCAAAAUAUGGAGCGGGGGUGGGGGGUGUUCUGCGCGCACUCCCAAAGCAUUGCUCCACAUGAGGCCGGGCACGAUACUCCGAUAAAGUUGCAUUCAGUCUCCUGGCUUUGGAAGGAAGCUGCUAUAUAUAGCCAAGAUGGCUGGACAGGACGCUGAUGGGAAGGCCCGUCUUUUUCCACAACCGUGUUUAAGGCAACACGUCAUCCCGAACGCGCUUGCUUGGAAGGAGGAAGCCCCAGCUGUUUCAGCCUGGAGCUGGGCUGGACUUCUGCUCGCUUCCUGCCUUCCAAGGGACUCUACUUAGUCUAAAAUCGCGGGGGCCCCUUCCAUUCUUUGUAAAGGUGGGCUGACUUGUUGGGCUCCAGCUCAACUGGGAGGCGGAUCGAGAUGUCCGCUCAGGCAAAAAAAAAGAAGUUUGUGUGUCCAGGAUGCCUCUGGGAAACCUCUUAUCCUUUCUACAAGCCCUGCUCACCCUCCCCUCGCACCGUCAGGAAGGCGAUCGAUUUCCGUUGCCAAUCCAUAGGGAUCUGCGAUCUCGGACAGCACUAAUUCCAGCAGGGAGCGAACGGAGGGCUGCGGUCACUCCUAAUCAUUAUAACCCUCGCUUGCCAGGGUCAUUUUUAAAGGGCACCAGGAGCCUGCAGUUCUAUGCACACCGCCCAGCGAGUGAGACCCAUUCAACUCUAUGGGAGUUACUUCCAUGUAAACAAUGGGUUGCGCUGUUCGGGUCUUUCCUUAACCCGCUCCCCCGAGGCUACCGCUACCCAGGAAAAGGAGAGGAAAUGAACAGCUCCGAUCCACAGCACCAUUAAGACGAAAUGAGAUGUGUGAAGCGACUGGUUUCAGGGGUCGUAGUUCAGGAUUGUUAGGAAAGACGUCGACUUAUAAGGGGCUUGUGUUUGGUAUAUACACCAAACCUGAUGGAUUAGCUGAACGGAUUUGCGGACCGGGCCUUCCUGUGAAUAAGUAGGCUUUCGGCUUAUUGGGGUUUGUGGAUUUGAGCUGUUUGGGGUUUUCGGGGGCUCCAUGACUAGUAAGACUUUGAACGCGGAGGUGGCCAACAUCAAUCGCGGCGGCUCCGAAAACCUCGCUGUGGUGAAGCGAAUGCAGCAGCAGGGCGAUCCCGGACUCCAAACACUGAAGGGCGGGGGGAGGUGCGGGAGGAGGAGGAGAGAGAGGGAGGGGAGGGGAAGGGAGUGGGGGAGGGAGGGAAGUGUAAGCGGGGAGGGACGGGGCCAAGGGAACGAGCGACUGCUGAGUGCAUUAAAGAGAGCAACACCGACCUGGGAGCAUCCGCCGCGUGCAAUUGGAGGCGAUCCCCUGGCGAGGAGGCGCUGUCAGAGGCUAUUUAUCUCUUGCCAGAGCUGAGGCUCCGGUUCCCACAUCGGCCGCGUGUAACAAUGGCAGCGAUCAGCAGCCUUUCACGCGCUUCAGUGCCUGAAUGGAUUGCGGAAGGUGCCCGCGCUCCGCUCAGAUGCCUGCUUGAUUCAUCCCCUCCGCUGCACAGUGACGAUCGCCACGGCCGCUCUGCCCGAGGGACGCGCGCGGGAGGGGAGGGGAGGGGAGAGGCGGUGGUCUGCCCCAUUUGCCAGCGGAACGCGCACCCCCCCCACACACACACAGACGCACACCCCGCUCUACUUCGCCUUCCUUGCCUCCCUCAGCACCACCUGAUUUUCCAUUUGCAGGACUGUGGCGUUCAGCCAGAAAUGUCAGCGAGGACUGAAACUUGACACACAAAUAGGAGCCCGAAGCAAUUUCCUGCCUCCUCCUCCUCCUCUCUUCCCCUGGCUCUCUCUUUCUGGUCCAGCACACGCACCCCAAACGUCUCCAUCUUGUCUUCUAAGUUCACUUUGAAAUAGUUUGGCGCUAUCUUAUUUUCUCCUCUCUCCUCUUAAAAUGCUUGUACGAUCAAAUAGAUGUAUUUUGCAGCCGGGUGAAUUUUGUCACUGGAAAUUCUCCCAGGGAAGGAAAGGCCUUCGGUGCGCUGGCCAGGAGCUGCUCCUUGAAGCCGGAGUAGCCGUAAGUGAGGGGGCUCACCUGCUGUUUACAGGUAACGAACCAAAACAGAGGAGAGGGCCUCGGCCCAUGAAGGCACUUAAGUCUCUGAAGCAGAGAAGUGGGAGCCUACCACCGCCACCGCUCUGACCUGGGAGCACUGUUGGGUUGAUCUAAUUCGUCUCAAAUUCCCUGACUGUACUCUGGCACUGAAAGAAAGAAAAGACGGGGAAGGAAGCUCAGGAACCCGAGCGCCAGUUAAACCCUGGGUGCCAAAGGCAGUACAGGAGGAGAGAUUCUGAAAGGGCCCUUUCAUAGGCAUCUGUCCUGCUCUGACCAUUGGUCCAUCUAGCUUAGUAUUGUCAACUUCGUGACCGUAGUGGGUCUCCAGGGUUUCAGACAAGGAGUCUUUUCUUGCUCUGCUUGGAGAUGCCAGGGGUUGGACCUGAGACCUUCUGCAUGCAAAGCAGAUGCUCAGCCACUAAGCUGCAGCCUUUCCCUAAGGGACCUUGGAGCUCAGCCAUUUCCACACACACUGCUCAAUACAGAAAUCUUGCGAUUGCAUUGUCCUUUCCAGCCUCUUCAGCAAAGGAGAGAAACCACCAUCUCCGGGGGCAGGCAGGCAGCAUUGGCUGAUAGGUUCUCCUAAUGCUUGGCCAAACUCUGCUUCCUUCCAAUUUCCACCGCUUCCUUCUACUCCUGAGCCUUUCACUUGUCCAUCAAAUCUCACAGGCGUGUGAUUGAAGGAGGUCUACACCAGAUUGAGCUUCCUUGUGUCUCCUGUUAAUCCAUUCAGAGACGAGCCAAGUGCCGACUCCUACUAAACACUAUAGGAAGGGAAGCAAAAUGAAAAUCCAUCCCUUUACCACAGGGGACAGGGACAUGGAAAGGAUGCUAAGCGUGUGUGUGUAGGGGGAAUCAAUCUGUAUAAAGACCCCAAACCCCAAUUCUAAGCACAUUGCUUGGAAAUAUGCCCCGCUGACAUAAAUUACUACCACUCAAAAUGUGUAGGUUCGCGUAAGAGAUGAAAGAGGAUAACAGCGCAGUCAUUGCCGGAAGGUUUUCUGCUUAAUUACCUCGCUAGGUGAGGAGCUCUGGCUUUGGGCGCCAUCCGCUUGCAUUAAUUUCAGUGUUCGGUAUCUCAAAGGUCUGUGAACUGGUAUCAUCAUAAUCACUGCUAUUGUUAUUAUGUUAGGAGAAGCGCCGCCCCUAAUUCAAUGGUGGAGCAUCUCGUGUGCAUGCAGGAGGUUUCAGGUUCAAUCACCUGCCUGAAAUCCGGGUGGGUGUGUGGCGCGGCACGGCGGCUCUGUCAAUGAGGGUGGAUGACAAUCCUGAGGAUGCGUAAACUCUGUUCCUUUGCAGCACACCCCAAAUACAUCCUUUCCCUCAAUGAAUUCUGGGCACUGCCAUGUACCCCUUUACGAUUCCCAGCAACCUUUAAAACACUUCAGUGCCCCUAAUCAUUUGAGGGAAAGGAUAUGCUUCGACUGUAAAGGUACACAGUGUGUACACUGUACACAAUCUAGGCGGGCCAAUGGUCUCACUCGGUAUAAGGCCGUUUCCUGUGUCCCUGUUGUUGGGGCUGGGGGCUACACAAACGCCUCUUUCAACUCAGUGGCUCCACCCUCAUUGACCUUUAUUGGGGCAUCAGAGAUGGAGGCCUGAAGUCUGUUGCAUUAGAUAGCGGUGGCCUAGAAAGCCAAGGAGGAGCCCCAGCGAGUCCUGGUCCUCGGGUUCCCCUCGGGAACAGCUCAGGUCGAGGUGGGAGAAGGAAGUGUCCACGUCCACCUCUUUCUUCCUUUUUCUUGGUGUCUGCCCAUCGGCUAGAGACCCACAACCCUGUCCAGAAUUAAAGCUGCUUUGCGUCCCGGCGACUUCUCUGUGACCUGAACCAGACGUAACCUAAAACGCGAGGGUUUGCCUGCGUCAUGAGUCUGAAACCUAUAGGGUCCAGCCAAGGGCAUUUGGCCAAGUAUUGCAUCCAAACCCGAAACAGAUGCAGUCGGAAACCGCUCUCAUUCAGAUCAAGGGGACCUUUCAUCCAAACGGUUAGGAUGAGGAGGUAAAACAAGCAAACAAAAACCCGGGGGCUGGUUGAGCGCUGAAUGUUCCGACUCCGAGAGCAGUGUUCGGGAAUGCUGUUUGGUUUAAUUAAACUGAGCGCUCCGUCGGAGCUUGUCUCUCAGCCUCGUUUGACGCUCCUGUGACCCAGCUGCCUCCCUCCCUCCCUUUCUCUCUCUCUCUCCUCUCCCACCCUCUUCUGCGGGGGAGGUGGGGGGAGAGAAAAAAUGCGUCUGCGGGAGUGAGAAAAAGAAAAUCCGCGACAGCACCGGAGCAAUCAGAAAGCCUGGCGUGAACGUGGCUAAACGGCGAGGCAAGGAUGCCUCAGCACUUUCCUUCCUCUUGUGCAUUUGCAGCGCAAGGCAGGCUAAUUCCUCCGCUGAGGGCCUCAAUCAGGCAUUUAUUUGACACACAUGAUGCAUGAACGGUUAAACGCUAUUCUCAGCAGAGGGGGGAUCAGCCAGUCGUUUCGUGGCGGAGAGUUGCCGCCGACAUGCGGCUAGCUGGAGGAGGCUGCCUUCGCUCGCGUCUCGAGGCUUAGGGGAAGGAGAAGGGCGGGCAGGAAGGCUCAACUUUUCUCAGCCUCCUCUCCAGCGCAACCAAGGGCGAGGUGAUAAACCUCCCGGCUCGCAGCCAGCUCUUCCCCUUUGCUCAGCGAUGCCAGAUGACCCCCCCCUUCCUUCCUUCCUACUUCCUCCCUCCUCCCCUUCUUCUUCUUCUUCCUCCUCCCCCCCCCCCCGGCUGUUGUUUCCUCUCGCUCGCUCGCUCCCUGCCUCUCUCUCUCUCUCUCUCUCCCCCUCCUCCCUUCCCCGCUUUGUGUUUCCUUGCCGCACCGCCUGUGCUGGUGGCCACCGAGUGAAACUGACGAACAUGCAAAGCCUGGCAGCGCCAAGCUUAGUCAGUUUCACGAGACAGAGAGAGAGGCAGGCAACCAGAAAGGGCACAGGAACUGCGGGGGGAGACAGGGGCGGCCAAUAUUGAAGGCGGGGGGAACCAAGAGAUGGUCCUCUUCGGAAUAAAGCAUAGAACUAGCUGCGUGUUUCCUCGUUAGAGCUUUUGAUUUUUGUCGAAAGGGCUCUUGGCCUGAGCGGGGAAACAAUUGGCCCGUGUUUCCUUUUGGUUAAGUUAUGUUCCAUGUUUGAAGGAAGAGAGAAUCAAGCAGACCCCAAUCCCUGCAUGUUGCUCCAAAGAAGGCAAAUCCAGCAGAGACUGCUAAUCCAGAAUUGGAAUGAAGUUCCACUGAAAUCAAAGGAAAUGUCCUGAUCCUACGCAGGCAGUUCUGCAAGAGGACUGUAGCAUUUUCAAACAAACAAAAUGUUUAUACUCUCAUGCUAAGUGCUUCAGUUCAGCUCAGUGCUGCUCAAGACUUUUAAUGGGCCUCAUGUUAAGUGGGUGUUUCAUGAGAGGAGCAAUGGCUCCCCGAAAUGCCCUUUCUAUUAGGGCACCUAGCUCAUGGAACCUUCUCCCCCCUAAAAUAAAGCAGGGGCCAACUUCUUUGAGCUUUUGGAGCCAGGGUGGCAAAAUGCAAGUGGCCUUUUUCUCAAAGUUGUUUGGCUACCGACUACAAAAAUGAUCUUCCUUCAGUUAGCUUUAAUGUGUUUUUCUUUUCCAAUUUCCACUUUGAUGUUAUUUGUGCUAGGCAAAAAGACGUGGAACACAGCUUUACUUUGAGGCAAGGUUACCAAGCACUUAGCACUUCAAAUACUAUAAAUGUUAUAAGCACUAUAUAAGUGACAAAUAAAAUCAAGACGUAAGCUGUAAGAGGUCAGCUGGAUACCUUUUUGGUUUAUAGCUUUUCUCCAUUAUUUUUACAGAUAUCAAAACAGAUACUCUAAAACAAAGAAAGCUUACCAAAAGAGAGGAAUGGCUACAAAACAAACAAAAUUAACAGUAAAACAAGGCUGGCUUCGGCACAUGGUUGCUACAGUUCUAUAUUUUGGGGCAAUGGUAAUGUUCAAAAUUGAAAAACAAAAAGGGAAGAAGACUGAAGAAGAAAGUACAGCAUAGGAGGCUGUAGUAUAUGAUAUAUUGUUCCUUUAAGGCUUGUUAUACUACUCCAAAAGAGGGCCUGCUUCUUGUAGCUGAGGAGGGAAUGUUUAGAGCUGGCAGAGAACUUAUAGCAGCCCCCACAUUGUGUGCCUGCUGAACAAAAUGAAGAAUGUUGUCCUAAAAACCCAUGAGAUUCAAUAUUUGAGAGCCACCAUACCACAUGGCAGAGACUUCAUUGGGAUCCAGCAGGGGCAGCUCAUGCAUGAGGUCAGGUGAAGCCAUUUCAGGCAGGGGAUCCAACCCCUGCUGUUGCAUUGCUGCCAGCCCUGCUGGGGCUUCCUGCACCGACAAGGCAUCAUUGUCCUUGACCCGACAUCCACUGCAUCAUCACCACUGCCGCUGUGUCAUGGGGGCAGUCACAGGUGAAGAUACAGUUGUGUUGACAGGGUGGCAGCAGUGUGGGGGCAGGGAGGGGACUGGGUGAGAACCUAGAUCUGUGGGGUGGGUGACAUUGACAUCAGGGCAUGGGCAAAAUGCCUUGGGUCAGCCCUGGCUUCUAGAACUGGUGCAAGAGUUCAUUGAAAGCAGAACAGCAAAUAGGAAGUUGAGUCUGGGCCCUUUCACAAAUAUUGUUGGGGGAAAGUCUGAAAGUAGGCCUGCUACACUGAUAUGUUUUGCAAUUCUGCACAAGCCAUACAACUUGGUAGCACUAGAAAGCCACAGGACUGCUCAGAGGAUGGGGCAAUUGCCCCAUGCAUGCAGAAAGCUAGGGGCCCCCUGCUUCGGGUCCUGUGCAUAACAUUGGCUGUCAAUGGUAAGUGAAUGCACCUAAGAUUUCAAGGCAAGGUGCUACCAGAGAGUAAUUUUCUGCAGCAGUUGCCACAGGAAAGCUGUAGGAGUGUUGUGAGGCCAGGCCUUAAGGGAAUAAUCCUUCCUGAGUGAGUAGUGGAGAAGGCAAACAGCAGCCCAGAACCAGAAGACAUGUGAGACUGAGCCCCAGGAAGCAGAAAAAAUCUCUGCCACAAGGAGGUUGGAAUUUGGAGGAGGUACUCAGGCAGGAGAAGUAUAACCUAAUCCCUAUUCCCUUACUCCCAUGUAAUAAAAAAAUAAUAAUGAAGCACAUCUGUCAUUCUGCUUGAUCCCAGGGCAAGGAAGAUCUGCAGGUGAGAAUUUGCAGCUUGUGCAUGCAGUAAUUCUUGUAUGUAGACUCCCACAUUUGUGCACACAUGCAUGGGUCCUUGCAGGGGGCAUCAGCAGGGAUCCCAACAUCACACCAGUACCGAGUCCCAUAAACCCUCUGGGUGGCCUUGUAAAGCUGACCAUGGCUGUGGGGGGGGGGUUGGACAUUGAAGGCACUCCACACCCAGGCUGCUAUUUAUCCCAGGGCCAGUCCCAGUCCUGCUUCUGAAAACCUACUGGUUCACUCAGACCUUUGCUGGUCAUUGAUUCCAGUACUAUUGAGAUUUGUCCGUCUUCUGUAGUUGUUACUGCUUUUACUAUAUGUGUUGGCUUUUAAUGUGCCAUUUUAUUGUUAUGUACUGCAAAACUCCCUCAGAUUUUUAAAUGAAGGGCAAUGUAAAAAUACUUGCUCAAAUAAACAAGGAAACAAAUCCUAGCAUAUGUUGUACCUGCAAAGUAAAUCACACAGAUAAGGCUUGAACCUCUUGUUCCUGUGAAUAUUGUUGCCUUCCAUAUGUUUAGAAUUGUGGCUGUUGGAGUUCUUUCUUAGUUGUGGAUGAGAUUGUUAGCUUCUCUAAUAGACCACUGGAGUCCACUGGUUUUAGAAGCCUUGAUUGUCAAGCAACUUGCCUGCACUGGAAUGUACCAUCUGUUGGACUGCUUCCUUAUCCUAAGCACAUUUAUUGGAUCCCAUUUGACACAUGAGAUCAUAGCAUUGUGGAGUAGGAAGGGACCAGCAAGUCUAACCCCCUGCAAUGUGGGAAUCUUUUGCCCAGUGUGGUACUUGAACCCACAACUGUGAGAUUAGCUGCUUAUUGGUCAGUUUUAAUUCUUGCUAUUUCUUCCUGGUGAGGCUGCAUUGUCAUCAGUGGGGGAAAAUAUGCAUCAGGACUUCAGUGAGAGACAGAAAAUAAAUAUGCUUUAUUAAAUAAGUAGAUUUGGUGGGAGAUUGCUGCACCCAAUUUUAUAGUAUCCUGUGAAAUUCCCUCAAAACAUAGUUUUUUUCAAAACCGAUAUGAGUCAAUAAAAAAGACUGAGCUGAUUCACCAAGGCUGCUUCUGCAUGGCCUGGGCAAAUGCUUCUUUCAUCAUACUCUCAUUUCCCUCUAUGCAUCCCAAGUGUCAAGGACUGUGUCAAGUGAAGAAGAGCAGAGUGGCCUUGCGGAGCUUGCAAAUUGCCAGCAUUUACUGCCGGGAUAUGACAUGGUUGUGGCCUGGAAUCAGAAAGGAAAGAUGGCAGUGCUAAUUGUCUGGGAUGAUUAGGUGGGAGGAUGUUGCAGAGCAUGAAAAGGCACGUGAGAAAGGAUUUAGUGAUAGGGAGCUGGGAGCUGCAGGAAUAGAUGGUGAAGAGACCAGGGAGAGAAAACUGAGGAAGGGUAUGUGAGAUAGAAAAACAGCGCUGAAAGAGGUGCUGGAUGAUGAGGUGUUUCAGCUGGCUGAAGAGCUUUGAUGGGUGUAGGCUGAAGGCUAGAUUUUUGACCCAGGUGUCAAGGAUCAACCCCUACCACAAACCUGUAUCUCUCUCCUACAGUCUGAAAGAUACACUCUACAAAAGCUGUGUAGUAUAAUUAUUGUGAGUGUGCCUUCUAUCAGCUUAGGCUGGUGGCCCACCUAUGCCCCUAUCUGGCCAGGGACAGCCCAACUACUAUUGUCUAUGCUCUGGUAACCUCUAGGUUAGAUUAGUGCAAUGUGUUAUAUGGUUCAGAAACUUCAGCUGGUGCAGAAUUUGCCAGCUAGCCAAGUUGCUCACAAGGGCAAGACAGUUUAAACAUAUUACACCAAUUCUGACCUGAUUGCACUGGCUGCCAAUUUGCUUCUGUUUGGUUUUUUUUUAAAUGAUAUUUAUUGAAAAUUUUAGAAUUACAAAAGAAAACAAAAAAGAAAAAGAGAGAGAGAAAAAAAGAAAAAACAAACCACAAUCAAACAAUACAAAUUAAUAGAAAUCAAAAUAAAAAAAUAGCACAACACGAUCAAAGGACAAAAAUAUACCACAAACAUUUAAAAACAAAUCCAACAUUCUUAAAUCCUUAACUGUCAUUACCUUCUUUCUUUGACCUCCUCCUCCCUUUUUUUUGUAUCCUAGUUGUUAAUUGUCGCAGCAAAUCCUUUCCAUAUUUCAUAAUAUUCUGCCAUUACAUUACCUUAAUCUAUUUUAAUCUUAUCUUACUAUAAAAAACCUUAAAGCUUAAGACUUUGAUCUUAUUUUUACCAAUUUCUCAUAACCAUAAUAUUCUUACAUAAUUCUUUAAACAUUUUUGCUAAAGCCAAAUAAUUUAGUUCCAACAUUUUUCUAACAUUCAUCAAUUUUAUAAAACAGUCCUAAUAAAAAAAAAUAAAAAACAAUCCAAUCUUCAUCCAGCGUCUCUUCCUCCUGGUCCUGGGUUUUGUCAGUCCUUUCUAUCCCAUCAAUCUAGCGCAUUAACCUGGUAAUCUUAUGUCCGAGGCCCUUAAGUCCCUUCCAUGUCCCUUCCGCAGCUCUUCUUCAUAUUUAUAGCUGUAUUUUCCUUUGUCUCCUGCUCCUUUCACUCGUGGGAACUCCAGCUUGACAAUGUUUUUGACCCUUCUCGACAAAUCAGCCCCUUUUCCAUAGUCCACACUAAACUCCAUGUGGUAUUUAAGAACAUGUUUCAAAGUCCCUCCAAAAUUAAGAGCCCCCACAACCCCAAACAUCUCACGGCCCAUUGCCAGACUUGAAAAGUCCAAACAUCCCUGCAUGGGGGGGUCUAUCCAACCCCCCAUUUCCAAACCAAACCAAACUUUAGCUUUCCAAAUCUGGCUUUUUCCAAGUUCAUUUGUCAAAUCCAAGAACUCAUGUUCCUGCUGGGCCACAGCUCCCUCCAUCUCUGGCGCCCAAGAUUCAGCAAUAUCCUCUUCCCUCAUCUGUUCUGUCAGGGCACACUCCUGAUUUGAUUCCUGGGUGGGCUCUAUAUAAUUUCUCACUGCCUGUCCAAAAUUUCUGAUCGCAUCAGUCAUGAAGUCUGUCUUCUCAUAUAGCUGUUCCAGUAGGGCACUUGUUUUACAGAAAGCACACAGCAGAGCUUCUGAAUACAUUGUCCUGCAAGGUCAGAAGUCUAUUCCCACGAUCGUAAUCUGUAGCAGCUGCAAGCUCCCGAUUCAGAAUUGGUUACAGUUUCACAGGCUCCUCUAGGGAAAAAUUUCUAUUUGUUCUUUUCUUUUAAAGACAGAUCUAACAACAAAGUUUCCUUUUUCAGAUAUUUUGUCAAUAUUUGUUCCUUUAAAGUGCGAAAGGGAACAAUGGAAUCACUAUGUUUCUCUUCUUUUAGCUAUCUGUCAAAAACGUUUGUCUCUGGUCAAUGAGCUUCAAAAAACGUCAGUCCUGACACCCCGCUCCAGGAUCAAGACGGUGGAAAGUUACUUUGCUUUACACUCACUUCUGCAGGUUUAAACAGUCCAGAAAAGAAAAUCCCCCCUCUUCUCCUGCUUCCGAAGGGGGUUCAACAAUUUUAAAUGAUGAAAUUUAAUCCUUUACAAGCGAUUUUCUGAACUCUAGUUUGCCAUGUCUUUGCUUUAAUCUAUCUACAAAGAAACGGAAGGCUGACUUCCUGUUUAGACCUUCCCGUUUCAGUGCCAAAUUGAAAUAAACUUUUAAGUCCAAUUUUCCUUUCUACUCGCAAAUCCUUAUUUAGAGUCCAAUUGUCCAAAAUUUAAGUACUCACGGGUGAUUGUUUUAAAAGCCAAUUUGUCCCAGGAAAAAGGCAGCGCUCUCCGGCAACAGCUGUGCGGCUUCGCUCCACGGAAGAAGCAAUUGACUCUCAGCACCGCGCCACUUCCCCCUCUUCGCUCCGGAGCCCGUUAGUGGGUUCCUUUGCGGGUUGGGGGGGCGCUAAAGGUGCCCGCCGAGUCCCAUGGUCACAGGCUUCAUCCGCCUGUGAUUUUUGAAAGGGUCCCCGCUUCACCAUAGCGGAAAAGACCCAUUUCCCGUGGAGCUGGUCCCUCCAGAUCAGAGGGAAUCCGCCAUUACCGAUGGCGCCACCCCGGAAGUCGGCUGCCAAUUUGCUUCUGGGCCCAAUUAAAAGUGCUGGUUCUGACCCAUAAAACCUUACAACAGCUCAGGAUCACAAAACCUCAAGGACCACCUCUUCCCAUAUGAACCAACCCAGACCCGGCCUGCAAUGAUCAUCUGAGGCCCUUCAUUGUGUGUCUCCUCCAUGAGAGGUUCGGAGAGUGGCAGCACUAGAAUGGGCCUUUUUAUUCCUUCAUUAUACAGUGGUACCUCAGGUUACAGACGCUUCAGGUUACAGAUGCUUCAGGUUACAGACUCCACUAAUCCAUAAAUAGUACCUCAGGUUAAGCACUUUGCUUCAGGAUGAGAACAGAAAUUGUGCAGCGGCGGUGCAGUGGCAGCAGGAGACCCCAUUAGCUAAAGUGUUAAAAACAGGUUAAGAACAGAUCAUGUUAAGAACAGUUUCAGGUUAAGAACGGACCUCCAGAACGAAUUAAGUUCUUAACCUGAGGUACAACUGUACACCUUUAGGCACCAGGCAUAAACAUUCUUCUUCAACCAGGCCUUUUGCUGAUUAAGAUACUAUAUUUUUUAAAAUGUGUUUGUGGGAUGGGGGAGUUACUGGUUUGCUUUGUACUUGUUUUUAUUAUGUAUUUUGUGUUUUUAUCUUGUAUUUUUAUGCUGUGAACCACCCUGAGAUCUUCAGAUGAAGGGCAGCAGACUGACUUGACUGUAUAAAUAAAUAAGAUGGUAUUUGUAGGAAGCUUCCUUAUACUGAAUUGUUCUACACUCACUGGCAACAGCUUUCCAGGGUUUCAUUCCCUGUCCUUUGUAGGCAUGGCUGGAUUAAGGGGGUACAGUCCCAAAAAUAGGGACCCCUUCCCUCAAACUGAAUGUGUGAAAUAAGGUACUGCAAAAAAGUAUUGUGGUAUCCUAAACACUAACAUGCUUAUAAUGUCGUAAGUUUUACAACAACAACAAAAUUACAACACCUCAGCACAUGCCAUUUAACAAUGCAGCCAGCUGAAAACAGGUUUUUUUUUGCCAACCUUGAUGACAAUAAUAAUAAUUAGAUAUCAUUACAGUGAUAUUACCCAAAGCUCUCAGGACAGGUUACAACAACUUAAGGUUUUUUAAAGCAACUUACAAAAAGAAGGUGGGUCUGGAAAACAUACAUAUCAAAUGUCAGAAGCCAUGGUAAAAAAACACACCUACAUCUUCAGCAUUUGCUGAAAGCUGCAUUAUGAAGGUGGAAAGGGAGUUCCACAAUUAAGGGGCUGCCACAGAGAAUGCCCUUUCCCAAGCUGCCACCACCACUAGGAGAAAAUACAAAAAGAAAGUACUCUAACCAUGUUCACUUAACACAGUAUCACUGUUUUUGCACACUUCCUGCCUUGGGUAGCCUAACCUACCUCACAUGGUCAUUGCGGUGAUAUAGAAGGAUGAAUAAAAUGGCUGAAAAAUGGACGUUAGUGCUGGCAUCAUAGACACCAGAUGUUGGUUCCUUUAACCAGACUUAUGCAUCUCUAUUCUAUAAACAGUCAUGUUUUCUUGUGCACCCCCUAAAAUGGCGCCAACCAAUCUUAAUCUGGCUUGAUUAUUGGAUGUUUUAGAUCCCUUGAGUUUUGGGCCUUAGAUUUCAACUGAUAGUGAAUCGCAACCUAACUGACAGGGGCUUCUGUUUUGCCUCCCUACACUGUUUUCCUGAUCUAAACUGCAUCCUCACCAAGUACUAUUAAUACCACCCUGGAGGGGGGGCAGUAUAUAAUGCCUACUGUUUUUUCUUAGUGAUGCUAACAGGAACAUCUAGCAGUAAUUAUGGUUGGUUGGCUGGCUGGCUGGUAUGGCUUAAAAUUCAGGUAACCUUGUCAUUUUUGUGCAAUAUUAUGGGUAAAGAAUUUGGCUCUUCAUCUCAUUUGAUACCCUGCAUGACUACUUGAAGCCAUAUCCCCCUUUGGUACUCAAUUGCACAAGGCCUUCUUGAGCUACCAGAGUCUCAUAUUUCCUGUACUUCCUUUUGUCAUUCAAAUGACAAUAUUCUACUACUCAUGUAUUCAAAACCUGUCUUCUCUCCCAUCUUUGUCGUGUCCAUAUAUAUCCUUCUGGGCAUCUGUCUCCUCUCUGGACAUCUGCAAUAGAACACUGCAGCAGGGGAAGCAUAGCUGUGUCUGCAAUCCAUAAUCAAGACUACUCUUAAAUUUUUAAACCUACAGAACUGCUUUGAAGUAAGUAGUUCCUUUACAAUCUGGUGUCCCAUCAUAAACACAUUCAUUUAGAAAUAGAUGAAUGGAACUUACUUCUACUGAAAGAGCCACAGUUCAGAGAAAGUUCAGCUUGUUUUUAAGACCUUUGAAAUAAUGCAAAUUAAGUGCAUUGUUAAACCCUUGUGCUUUGAUAAUUUCAACAACACUGGUUUAUGGAUUUUACCCAUUUCAGUUGGACCCCCUUCAUGUAGCACUUUCACCCAUGGCAGAAGAGGACAGCCUGCAGCCCAAGUGCCAACUAAUUUCAUGAGGGUGCCAAGGAAGGGGAAAUGGAAGGAAGAAAGAGGGUGGCACAGAGAGAGGUGGGUGGUAGAAAAGGUGAGAAGGGGGUGCCUCUUCCACUUUGGUUCUGACUUUGGCCCUGCCCACCACUGGCUGCAGCCUCACCCACCUCAAGCAAGUGGUCUUCAACAGAUUGUCCCCAAGCCAAUGUGGUCUUCUACAGAAAAGGGCUUUCCACACCUGAUGUACAGGAUGCAAGCCCCUAUUUACACAUCAGCAGACCAGCAUCCCUGAAGUUCAGUGGCACCAGAUCAGCAUUAGCAGAGGCCCAUAUCCCAUGCUAAAUUUAGGACAAAUUAGUUUCAAAUUAGAUUACAAUUUCCCCUUCUAGUUGUCACAGUUAUGGAAAUGUCUGCCCAGCCACAAAAGUUCAUUGGUACUCAUUUAGGGACUUGGCUUGUAUGUGGUAGGAAUCUAUUGAGUUUCAGAAACGUUCAGCAGGAUUAAAACAACUUGGCAAAUGGAAAACACUAAUGCCAAUAAAGCAGAAAGCUGCAGAGUACCUUCUUCAGAUUAUAACAGAUGCAGGAUCAUAUUUAUUUUUUAAAAUAACAUUUAUUGAUUUUUGCAUACAUCAAUAAAAAUAUAACUUUUACAGAAAAGAAAUUUAAAUAUACUAUGUGGAAAGGUGAUCUCACUAGACACACUGUGAACCACUGACAAUUGGACAUUAAUACAGAUGGAUAUUGUAUUGAAGAUUUUUUGAUAGGUCAUCAUUUUCUAAACAUUUUUAAGCCAGUUGCUUUUGUUGUUCUUGUUCUUUCCUUCUCAAGAAUUUAGCCAAAGGCAUUCUGGCAGCUGCCAGUAUACAUAACUGGAGUUCUUAGAUGCUCACUGGUAACACCAUUGUUUCAUAAUGAUGAAGACAGAGUAAAGGAUCUAUGAAAGGUCAUAUUGCUGCCUUAAGUUUAGUUCUGAAGUGUUUCAAAGUUUCCUUCUAACCCACAAGCAUCCUAAGUAGUUAGUGAACUGCCUGUCUAAAUGCAUUCUCAUUGACAUGGAGCUUUUGAUAAUUAAAACAAAAUGUAUUAAUAAUGUAGACAUUCACUUUAGACAGAUCUACAAACAUAUAAAUGUGAUAUAUUUUUGCUUAGGCCAGUCCACAGUUGCAUAAAUCAGUGCAAAUAAGUCAGCAAAAGUGUGAGCACAGUUGGUCCAACAGUUUGAGGACUGCAUAGUAAAUCAUCUCUCAAAUGCCAAUGCUUUUUCUAUUUAUUUUUUUUCAAAUAGAGGUUGUAGGGAGGAGUCAAUUGUAGGCAAGAAAAUGAGGGCUUCAAAGAAUCUGAAGAGGUCUAAGAAACGACAUGCAAACUCAGCAAAGGAGGUGUCUACAUUCCAUCAAAGUGAGCAGAGGGUCAGAACCCUAUUAAAGAGGAAUGGCUUAGGCCCAGUUCUCAUUGAGGUGCUGAACCUGUGUCGGAGCUGCAUCUCUUGAGGUCUGGUGGGGGCUCACAUUAAAUAACAGAAGGUCAUCUGACCCAACCCCUGCUCAAAGCAGAUACCAUGCAACAAGAUUACUAAGUGGAGGCUGGCUUGGCCAGUUACGAAGAGGGCAGUGCCCACCAACCUCAAUCUGCUCUCAGCCAGUUCCUACCUGCCAGCCUUCUGGUGUAUAACUAGCCCAGGGGAUGACUCUGGCUGUCAGCUUCCUCCUCCUUAGUCUCAGUUUUACCCUUGUAGAUCUCAGAAAGAGGAUGGGGGCAAGCCAAUAAACAGCCGGCCCCAUCCAUGCAUCCAUCUUUGCUUUUGGGAAUUAUUGGCUCUGGCUCCACCUACUGAUGGCCUCCUUGCCUUCCACCCUACCGAUGGGCACCAGCCACCAUUGCUACUUCUGUGCAGAGUCCACUCCACAUAGAAAAACGGAGUCAGAGAUCAGGGUUCUCACCUAGCCAUUUUCCUUUACAUGCUCCUUUGCUGUGUGCGGGCAACUCUCUGCUCACCCUAAAAUGUCGGGAGCAUUCAAUCUCUUAAGCCCUAUCUGGAUUCUGCAGGACCCAGGCCUGUGGCCCUCCAGAUGUUAAUGGAAAGGACUCCAACGCCCAUCCACCCCAGCCAGCAUGGUCAGUAGUCAAUAGGAGUUGUAGUCCAGCAACCUCUGAGAAGACCACAGGUUUCCCACUCCUGGUUUACCACUAGAGAGAGAGAAGUAGGCCUUGGAUUUCAUCUAAGCGCAACAUUCCCUAAAGAGCUUCAAAUCCUUCCACGCAUCGAGGGUGUGGCUGGCAAACUGCAAAGCCACACUGGCCCACUGGUCUCUCUCCCGCACGUUCGGAUGGCCACUACUCCAAGAUGCCUGGAGAAGUUUCCAGGGCUGGGGAAGCGUCGGGACAAGGGACCGGUCUGUUCUGCUUUUCCGACAGGCAGCUCACAAAGCCUGUCGCCCUGCCCCCCUUCCCAUCAAUUUCCUAAUUAGCGACGCCUUUCUGUGUAGCAAGCCGUUUCAUAUUAAUGUGGCAUUAUGCCUUGCUGGAGCAAGAGGCCGGAGAGGCCGCUCCAGCGGCGGGUAAGGCUCCGGGCACGCUUCCUGAGCAGGCGUUCCUCGGGAGCUCAUCGCGCAGGCGCGACGCGGAGGAAGCAGGCAAGGCAAGCAAGAGGGAAUUCUGCUGCGGCUCGGCAGCUGCCACCCGCGAGGAUGGGGCCGCAGCCCCGAGAGCCUCUUUCCCCUUCCCGUGCGCAGCCAUUCACCUUAGAUCACUGGGCUGCAGUAAAUCCACCCAUUCCCCGUGGUCUUCCCGGUGCAGUCGGGCGCCCCAGCGCGCACGGAUGUAUGCGCCUGUAUGGACAUGUAAAUAAAUAAAUCCUCCCCUCUGCUUGCUCGAAAGCCCCGAUUUGCAUCGCGAUUGGUAGCGAGUCAACUUUUGCUGCAAAUCCGCUCGCGCUCCCGAGUUUUGCGGUCUGUUUUCUUGGCUCGGCAGCCAAAGGCUGCCAAACAUACGGCGCUCUGCUUUUACAUUAAAAUUUCAGCGUGUAGGCAACUAUUUACAUUCUCGGCUUUACGGAGGCCUGUGUAUAUAAAAACCAUCGAACAUGCUGUCCGUGGGUGCAUUUGUGAAAAAGCAGGGAUCGAUCUGCUGUUAUUGCAGAGAGGGCUCACGUCAUGGACACACACACACACCGCCCCCCCCCCAAUCUAUUGUUUCAUAAAGGUCUCUUUCAGAUGCCUCUUGGAUUUAGAACGUGAGGCUGUGUUUUUUUCGGGGCUUUUCCCGUGGUUGUGUUUUUUAACUGGCUCGUAGCUGUUGCUGUUUCCCCUGCCCUGGCCUAUCAAAUGAUUUCCUGCCACACAGCGCUGUCUCCUUCCGUCUUGCAGCCCGAUCGACGACCCGGCUCGGUGGAGCACGCUUGCAUGUCUAAGCCAAUGCAAACCACGAUUUUCGUAUGGCCGGUGGGGUUCCCUUGCCAGAAAAGGUGGCCCUUGGGAUCAGGAGGAGGAGUAGGGAAAUAAACGGAGCCAAGUCCACAAACAAACAAAAUCUUCCUCUUCGGUUUCCCUAAAAUAGGGUUGAUUCGGUUUGGUUCGGUUUCAGAUAAGAAGAUUCGGUAUAAUUCAGAUAAUUUGAUUCGGUUUCAGAUAAGAAGAGGAAGCGUAUGUCAGCAACAAGGAUGAAAGGAGAUCCUGGGAGGUGUUUUUCCUUGCGAAAGGUAAAAGCAAUACAAAGAGCAAACCAGUUGCUGAAAGGAGCGGCGGCGGAGGAGAGAGACUCACCCUGUGAAAUAUUCCCUGAGCGGCAGCCUCAGCUAAACAACAGCCUCAACCAAGGCCGCCAAGGUCAAAUCCAGCCGGUUAAGAAGGGGGGAGGGGCGGGAGGGAUGCAAAGCUGGCUCGCUCGCUCGCUGGGGAGGAAGGCAUUGCUUCUUCAACGGUGCAUGGUUCUGUUUAGGCGGAGAGCAAAACAGAACAACCUCUGCCCGGCGAAAGGCUUUUUCUCCCAACAAAUUUAA
Molecule: messenger RNA, 53099 nt
Organism: Podarcis lilfordi (Lilford's wall lizard)
Lineage: Eukaryota; Metazoa; Chordata; Lepidosauria; Squamata; Lacertidae
Source: the annotation of a GenBank genome assembly